Molecule: messenger RNA, 73576 nt
Organism: Podarcis lilfordi (Lilford's wall lizard)
Lineage: Eukaryota; Metazoa; Chordata; Lepidosauria; Squamata; Lacertidae
Source: the annotation of a GenBank genome assembly
AAGGGAGCCGCCGCCUCUCUUCCCCGCAGGGACGGGAUUUCGGGCUGCCUCCCGUCUCCGCCCACCCGUCAUCAUCCACAAUGCAACAACCGCCGCCUCUGCCGAGGUUUCUGCUCCUGCUUCGUCGGACUCCGAGGGCGGCACACAAAGGAAGCGGGAGGUGGGGGAUCUUGGCCUGUCCUUCUCUCCUGGCUCCACCCACCCCCCUUUCUCUCCAAGCGCGCGUGUGGACCCUGCAGUGACUUUGCAAGCGUGCGCUCUGCCCGGAAAGCGUGCAUGCUGGAAGCGGGCAGAUUUCGAUGGGGUUUUAAUUUUAAUUUUUUUUAAUUGGUGUGUGGGUGACAGCAAGCAAAGGGUUUCCACCCCCCACCCAUCCCCAAAUAGAUAUAUAUUUAUAAAUUCACGAUCAAUGAAUGAACGUGAUUCCAUGAUCCCGCAGCACCUGUAAAAGGGAUGUGCUAGGUGUGCUCUGAUACAGGAGGAAGAAAAGUGUUGCGGUGCAAGAGCAGGCAGGAGCUGAAAUCUUUGCUGCGGAGAGAGACGACUGUGAGCUGGGCGGGCUCGCCCGCCCUUGGACGCUGCACCAAAAAUCCAGGCUGCAUGACCAUCACAAAGGUAGGAAGAGGGAGCGGUGCAAACGAGGGACGAAAGCGGCGCACCUGCUCUUGAACCGCGUCGCAGGUGCCAGGCAUUUUGCAAGCAUUUUGCAUGCACCAGCCCAGAUCCCGCAGUUCCCCUGCUGCGUCGUGCGUCCGGCAUUAUAACGCACUGGAAACCGUCCGCUCGCAAAAACAAAACAAAAUACGGGGGGGAAGUCUUGCAAAUGCCCCUGAGUGGCUUGGUGGAUCAUUCUUAGAAGGGUGGAUCCUCCCGACCCUGCAGCGUUCAGGAUCUGAGGGGCGGGGCGAAAUCACAACAUCAGCAAAAAAUGCUUGCAUGAAUUUGACAGCAACAUAUACUUAGCUAUCAAAUCGUCGCCGCCCUCUACCCCUUUUUCAAAAAAGACAUCUGUCGGGUUGGGUCAUUUGCAACAUUCACGUUUGCUCAGGGUCGAAGGGAGCCCUAGCUUAUUCCCACCCCAGUCCUUGUGUGUAAGAAUAAGAAGCAUAAUCCGUCAGCAAGUUCUCCUGGGCAAGGAAACGCUUUUUCAGCCUGCAAGAAAUUGGCACAUUUCUUGUUAAGAUCUGAGCAUAUUAGAGGAACUGAUCUCAACCCUAUCUUGUUCUAGAUAUGCGGGGAGGGGAAAACAUUAGCUCUUGAGAGAAAAUAAAAUCGUAUUGGUUUAGGGCUGCCAACUUUGAUUCCAGGACCAGAAGGCCGAACGAGGCCAGAGCCUGGAGGGAUCUGUUUCACUGGGAUAGAUCUCCUGGGCGUGCCUAAGCUGGCCUUGGAGUUUGCUUGCAUUUCAGGUCACCUGCGGCGAGUAGAAAAUCUACUCUAAGUGACGAGCCAUCAAAUUUAUUUGCCAAUUUGAAGAAAGUUGGUUCUGCUUUUCAUUCAAGCUGUCAGUGUCAAGUCCCCCUCUUCUCAGAAUUCUUCUUCCUAUACAGUAUGCAUUUCCAAACGCUAGCUAUUUAAUUUAAUUUAAUCAUUGCUUUCCUACCCACCUAAUGCCAACUAACUGCUCCAUUGUGCUUGCAACCAGGUGGUUAAAUAUGCCCCAAAGGGUGGGUUGUUUCAAGUCUUUCAGUGCAUCCUUAUUGGUGAAAACAGGCUUCCAAUCUGCACUAGUGCUUGUUUGGGGCCAAAGGAUGGUAGUUACUCUGGAUAAGAUAAUUCAGAGUCCAGGUCUGAUAUUGUCUGUGUGACCUCGGUAUGCCCUUCUGUGCCGUGCGCUUGUUGCAGACGUAGAUAAGGUGGUUGACUAACACAGUAGGAUAGAUUUAUUGCCCUGACUUUGCCCUGGGGGCCAGGGAGACUUAUGGAGGAUUUGCAACAAGAAUAUUGCUGUAAUUUUGCCCUUGAGUUCAGGGGAACCUGAUGAGUGUUCAAAAGGAUUAUGAUGUUAUUAUUUUCAAAGGAGGUUUUGUCUGCAACUGAGGACCACAUGAAGGAUAAUAAUCAUACUCUAGUUCCAUAGAAAUUCUUUUGCUAUGAGAAUGGGUGGCUAGACUCAAAAGAGAAGACUCUUGCACUUUUAAUAGUUGGCGAAGCAGAGCGCAUUCCAACAGGUGUAGUGUUUGUAUCUGGCCAUCCUAAUGGGUGCUAGGUAAUUGCUGAGAGAUGUGGCUUAGUGUCAGUUGAUCCAGCUAUUAACUGUUGGGUGCUAAUUACGCAGUUCUGGAGAUCAUAAGAAUUGCUUUGUUGGAUGAGAUCAAUACAAUGUGCUCACUGUGGCUUCUAAGUGCCUCUGGGAAGCUCAUAAGCAGAGCAUGAAGGCAGCAGCUAUCCUUCCAUGGUGUUUUCCUCCAGUGUCUAUGACCACCAUCUGGCGUUUGAGAACCAUACCUAGCAAUGGUUUGCUUAUUUAAAUGUCUAACGUUGCUUCCCCCCAGCCAUAUCCGAUUCCCAAUGACUGCCAUGAAAGAGCCAUGUAGUAAAACCAUUAUUUUCUCCAAUAAUGAAUGAAAGUUAGGAAGCCAGCAGCCAAAUACUUGGUUAGUUAUUUAAAAGCGAAAUGUGAACUUCAGCCUUCUUUGUGUCUUGAGCUCUUGGUCAUGGGCACCAUUCCUCUCUCCCCUCCCAUUUCUUUUCCCUAAUUUUCCUUCUGCUCCAUCCGUUGACAGCAUUCCCUAGUUCCAAGCUUUCAAGCCUGGACUCCAUUGCUUUGGCCUGCUUCCUUCACCACCCCAAGUUCUCAUUUGCUAGGAGGUCCUUCUGUUCCUUUUUCAUUAGUCCUGUUUCCCUGCCCAUCUAUAGGAUCUGAGCAGCUCUUCUUGAGAGACUUAGAGUUUGUUGUUGUUGUUGUUGUUGUUGUUGUUUAGUCGUUUAGUCGUGUCCGACUCUUCGUGACCCCAUGGACCAGAGCACGCCAGGCACUUCUGUCUUCCACUGCCUCCCACAGUUUGGUCAAACUCAUGCUGGUAGCUUCAAGAACACCAUCCAACCAUCUCGUCCUCUGUCGUCCCCUUCUCCUUGUGCCCUCCAUCUUUCCCAACAUCAGGGUCUUUUCCAGGAGUCUUUUCUUCUCAUGAGGUGGCCAAAGUAUUGGAGCCUCAGCUUCAGGAUCUGUCCUUCCAGUGAGCACUCAGGGCUGAUUUCCUUAAGAAUGGAUAGGUUUGAUCUUCUUGCAGUCCAUGGGACUCUCAAGAGUCUCCUCCAGCACCAUAAUUAUUCAAUUCUUCAGCCUGUCUUGCCUACCAUAGCAGCUCACCUAGAGACUUCUCCUCUAAGCCAUGGUAUGUCAGGGCUAGGCUGUGAGCAACAAUCUGAGAUGAGCCAGGGACCACAGAACAAUCUACAAGUCAGGACCAAAGAGUAAGUGGGGUGUAGUGGUUGAAAUAUUGGACUAGGACCUGGGAGACCAGGGUUCAAAUCUCCACUCAGCCAGGAAACUCACUGAGCGACCUGGGGCCAAUUCCUGACUGUCAGCCUAACCUACCUCACAGGGUUGUUGAGUGGAUGGAUGGUAAAAUGGGGGAGGAGAGCACCACGUACAGCACCUCACACUUCUUGGAGGAAAGGUGGGAUAUAAUAAAUCUUCUGCUUGGACUACUGCAAUGCGCUGUACGUGGGGCGACCUUUGAAGGUGACUCGAAAACUGCAACUAAUCCAGAAUGCGGCAGCUAGACUGAUGACUGGCUGCUAGGACCAUAUAACACCGGUCCUGAAAGACCUGCAUUGGCUCCCAGUCCAUUUCUGAGCACAAUUCAAAGGGUUGCUGUUGACCUUCAAAGCCCUAAAUGGCAUUGGCUCUGGAUACCUGAAGGAGCAUCUCCACCUCCAUCAUCGAGUCUGGACACUGAGAUCCAGCACUGAGGGCCUUCAGGUGGUUCCCUCACUACGAGAAUUGACGUUACAGGGAACCAGGUAUAGGGCCUUCUCAGUGGUGGCACCCUCCUUGUGGAACGCCCUCCCAUCAGAUUUCAAAGGGAUAAGUAACUAUACGAGCUUUAGAAGGCCAUGGCCCUGUCUACUUCCAAGGUCAAAAACUGUAUUUUUAUCUGUUAUUGUGUAAGCUGCCUUCAGUAAGUUUUACUCGUGAAGGCGGACUGUAAACAUAUAUAAAUAAAUGUUGGAAGGAUUGCAAAGAUAAAGUAGGAGGAGGAAUAUUUUGAACACUCUAAAGUUCUAUAUGGAUACUAUUAUGGUAAUAAUAUUGAUUGCAGUAACGACCAGUGCUUUUUUCUUUAAAAAUGUUUAGGGGUACUCUCGUUUUCCUACUCAUAAAAUACUGCCCCUCAAUGAGGCUAAACUUAGAUUCACAAAAUGUUUAGGGGUAUGCGUCUUCACUGCGUCCCCCCCAGAAAAAAGCACUGGUAAUGACCUUGGUAAUAGUUGUAAGAAAUGGGUGCAUAGUUGUAACCGAUCAGCUUCUCCAACAGUGUAGAAGGCCUGGGAUAAUAUCCAGAGAUAGCCCAUAUAUAAGUUUGUUCACAGCCAGUGCUUGCACCUAUUUGAUGAAGUGCUUGGAUUUUGAGAAAGCAAGCUGGGGCAUGGAGGGCAAAGAGCAACACACUGAUUGCAGCCACAGCACAUGCACAGAUCAGCAAUGGAUUCUGUUUUCAACAACCUCAGAUAUGCAGAUGACACAACCUGGAUGGCAGAAAGUGAGGAGGAAUUAAAGAACCUUUUAAUGAGGGUGAAAGAGGAGAGCACAAAAUAUGAUCUGAAGCUCAACAUCAAAAAAACUAAGAUCAUGGCCCAUCACCUACUGGCAAAUAGAAGGGGAAGAAAUGGAGGCAGUGAGAGAUUUUACUUUCUUGGGCUCCAUGAUCACUGCAGAUGGUUACAGCAGUCACGAAAUUAAAAGACACCUGCUUCUUGGGAGAAAAGCAAUGACAAAUCUAGACAGCAUCUUAAAAAGCAGAGACAUCACCUUGCCAACAAAGGCCCGUAUAGUUAAAGCCAUGGUUUUCCCAGUAGUGAUGUAUGGAAGCGCGAGCUGGACCAUAAAGAAGGCUGAUCACCAAAGAAUUGAUGCUUUUGAAUUAUGGUGCUGGAGGAGACUCUUGAGAGUCCCAUGGACUGCAAGAAGAUCCAACCUAUCCAUUCUGAAGGAAAUCAGCGCUGAAUGCUCACUGGAAGGACAGAUCCUGAAGCUGAGACUCCAAUACUUUGGCCACCUCAUGAGAAGAGAAGACUCCCUGGAAAAGACCCUGAUGCUGGGAAAGAUGGAGGGCACAAGGAGAAGGGGAUGACAGAGGACGAGAUGGUUGGACAGUGUUCUUUAAGCUACCAGCAUGAGUUUGACCAAGCUGCGGGAGGCAGUGGAAGACAGGAGUGCCUGGCGUGCUCUGGUCCAUGGGGUCACGAAGAGUCGGACACGACUAAAAGACUAAACAACAACAAAGCUUUUGGCCCUCUGGGGUAUAGUGCUGGAACUUUCCUGUUCCACUCAUUAGGCACAAUGGUUUUGUAGGUUUUCCCCUUAGCUCAAAUUACCAGGUGGUUAAUUAACACCGAACUUUCCUUUGGGGAGUUGAAAUAUGCUCACCAGGGAGAAACACACUGGGGUAUGGGAGUUCAUAAUAAAUGUGACACACACUAUAGAAAUGGGUGUGACAAUGUUAAGGGCAGGCCUAGGCUGUGCUUGAAUCUAGGCAGAGGUGUGUGCGCAUUCUCUAGCCCGGGGCCCUGAGAUCAGUAGCUGCCUCCCGCAGGGCAACUAUCAGAAAAGUUUGUGCUCUGUUGUUGCCAAGUCAGUAGUAGAAGGCCUGGCUUCUUGUUCUCACAUCAGGCCUGGCCAAUCCACAGGCUUCGUGUGCUCUGUUAGUUGGAGAGGUUGAUACUGGCUGCGUACCUAUGUUAUAGAUGGAUAUAGGACACACAGUCCUGGGUCGUUCUCUGGGACCAGGAGGUUCCUGCUUCGAGCCUUGAGGCUAAGCAGAGACCUGUGCAAGCCUUUGCUUUGUGAAGUAUAUGAUUGUGUCCUAGCAUUAACCGUAGGAUGCAUGUGGUUCAUUGAGAGGGGGAUGAUGAAGCCACAUUGGCAAGCCCUGCCUCCACCGCUGACAUUCACUGGGUCCACAUCAGUUGGUGUGGAGGUCCCAACAAAUACUGAUGCUUGUGCAUAGAUCUCAUGAUGGGAGUUCCUGGUUGGACAGGAGCUCCUCUUUACGUGGAAGAAGUAUACAUGCUAGCCAAAUGCACAGGUGGCAUGGUACAUGGCUGUUGCACAUGUCAGCAGUGUUAGAUAAAUAAGCUAGGUGCCAAAUGGCUCCUUCAGCCAGGGUUACAGUCACCAAAGCAUAAUAUCUAGUUGCCAUUUUGGGGGCCAGAGGGCUUGAAAGUCAUAUUUUCCAAUAAAACCUACUGGUUCCUGAAAUAUAACGGCUAGAAUUCUACAGCAGGCAUAGGCAAACUCCGUCCCCCCAGAUGUUUGGGACUACAAUUCCUAUCAUCCCUAGCUAACAGGACCAGUGGUCAGGGAUGAUGGGAGUUGUAGUCCUAAACAUCUGGAGGGCCGGAGUUUGCCUAUACCUGGUCUACAGGAUUUGCUUCUAGUGUGUGAAAACACUCAAGAUCCAAGGACGCCCAGGCAUGCACCUCCAGAUGAUGGAGACAUCAGAUACCAUCCUCGUGCCUGGGCAUCUUCACUUGGUUGCAAGUGGCCAAUAGCUGGGUACAAAAUGUGCCUGGCGAAUUUUGAAUGCUGCAUGUGAGCAGUGAGGCAUGGCCGGCCCGCACAACCCCAGAUCUUCCUCCCACACGCUUUCAAUGCGUGCGUAUGUGUGCGCCUUCUGAACCCACCUCAUGUUGAGAAGGCUAGCAAGCCACUGUCAUUCAAUUCCCCCACCCUGCAUCUUCACCCACAAAGCACUCCACACAUGGUACAGGACUCGUGUUGAGUGUAGGAUCAAGCCCUUGAUGAGCAGCUGUAAUGUGAAGUUAAUGAAAGGUAAAGGGAUACUCAAAUAAGUUCAUUUUCAUUCCUCAGGGUGUAAAAUGAUCGUUGUGCCGGCGGCCAAAGAAAGGCUUUGUGCAACACGGCACACAGUUGAUGUUGUUAGAGCUGGCCAGGAGCUUUCCGUCUUGUGGCUGUGAUUAAGGCAGGAGAGUGAAAGAGACACUGUAAUCCUAUAUUGAUUUACUUAAUGCUGGCUGGUGUGACAUCUAACUGGUUUAGUAUCACUGGCUAUGCAGAGAGCUGGUUCUCUCUACAGCUUUCGCACAUGCAAUACUGAUUUUAUUUUCUGUUGCUGUCCUGUUAAAUAUGCAGCUUGGUUGGUUAGAGCGUGCUGCUGAUAACGCCAAAGUUGCAGGUUCGUUCCCCAUAUGGGACAAGCUGCAUAUUCCUGCAUUGCAGGUGGUUGGACGAGAUGAUCUUCAGAGGCCCUUCCAGCUCAAUAAUUAUUUGUUUGUAAGUGUGAUUAUCACUGAUGCUCUGUUGUCUUGGGAUAGAUACAUGCCUCCUCCAGUGGCAAGCAACCUUCAUUCUAUUAGUGCAACAGAAUGCCCCUUGGUUGACGCUAAACUAUCUAAUCCAGCUUGUAUAAGUGGAGGAGAGGUGGGUCUGUCUUAAGCUAGGACCCAUAUAGCUCAGUUGGUAGAGCAUGAGGCUCUUCAUCUCAAGGUUGUGGGUUCGAGCCCCACAUUGGGCAAAAAGACUUCUUUAUUGCAGGGGGUUGGAUUAGAUGACCCUUGUGGUCUUGUCCAACUCCACAAUUCAAUAGACAGAUGGUCCAUGGUCUCCAAAAUCUCAGGUGGCAUUCUUUCCUAAACCAAGUUACCUAAGGAGCCAAGAACUGAGCUGAUAUUACUUAUUGUUGCACUGGGUGCUAUACAAGCUAAUAUACGAAAGUCAUGUGGUUGUAUCCAUUGGUGGCUUUCUGCUAUUGCAAAGCACUUCCACAAGCACAAGGCAUUUUUCUCCCUGCCCACUGCAACCGUCUGUGUGCAACUCUCCCUGCCCACUGCAACCGUCUGUGUGCAACUCCCCCCCCCUCCCAAAGCUCCUGUGGGUUGUGGGGCUCUCUGGAGCAUUAUGGGAUGUGGCAUGGGUAUGUCUGCAGCAGGCAGGGGUGAGGAAUGAAAACUGAGGGGCCUUACCUCAUGCAAGCAGUAGUUGUUUCACUAGAGCAAACCUACUGUUAGAUACAACUCAGCAAUGGGGAAUGGCUCCCCUUUGCAGCUGUGGAUUAUAGAGCCAUGGAAGAGCAGAAGUUCAGGCUUUUGGUCAGCAGUGACAUACCGUCCAUGCACUGGGAGGUCAGAGGCAGGUCAAGGUGAUAAGGCCAGAAGAAGCAAUAAACCAUGAGAAAAAAGCCAAGGCUCUUGAGCAGAUUCUUUCUUGAAGAACCUUCUGGUCUAUUUAAUGCAUUGUGCUUCCUGUUAAUAAAUCAAUCCAUUUGUGAUUUUAAAGAAUGUACUGUACUGCUGGUGAUUCAUUAUCUCACUGCAAGCGAAACUGGGGACCUUUCCAAGGACUGCCUCGCCCUCAAUAAAAGAUUCCCUCCCCUACAGUCUAAUGGUGGCCCAUACCAAGGGAGCUGCGGUAGAUGACAACUCCCAUCUGGAGAAGAACGACGUGAGGCAGGGCAUUUGGGACAUGGUCUGCAUGAUCAAGCUGAUAUUCAUUGUUGGGGUUUCUUGGGUAGCAGAGGCAAUGAAGGAUGGGUUGUUGUUGUUGUUUAGUUAUUUAGUUGUGUCCGACUCUUCGUGACCCCAUGGACCAGAGCACGCCAGGCACUCCUGUCCUCCACUGCCUCCCGCAGUUUGGUCAAACUCAUGCUGGUAGUUUCGAGAACACUGUCCAACCAUCUCGUCCUCUGUCGUCCCCUUCUCCUUGCGCCCUCCAUCUUUCCCAACAUCAGGGUCUUUUCCAGGGAGUCUUCUCUUCUCAUGAGGUGGCCAAAGUAUUGGAGCCUCAGCUUCAGGCUCUGUCCUUCCAGUGAGCACUCAGGGCUGGUUUCCUUAAGAAUGGAGAGGUUUGAUCUUCUUGCAGUCCAUGGGACCCUCAAGAGUCUCCUCCAGCACCAUAAUUAAAAAGCAUCAAUUAGGAAAUAAAGCUGUUGGCAUAUCCUGGGCCAGAUUUACUGCCAGAAGUGCCUCCCAUCACUUGUGGUUGGUCUUUUUGUGGUUUCUAUAUGGAGGCGGAGCUACUUUUGUUGGGUUCACAUAUAGCUUCCUGAAGGUUGCCCACACCUUCUGGCUGGCAGAAGUUCCCCGUCCUUGCUGUAUGGGAUAAGAGUUACAGUUACUGCAUCCAGAAUCGGAAUGUGAAAGGUUCACGGAGCUAGUAGGAGUCUGAGAAUACACUAGUGUCCUGCCCAGAGAUGGGCUGCUCAAUGCUGGCACUCCUAGUGGAUUAAGAUCAAGCUCUCCAGACAGCUUAUAUGGGCUAAACGGCAGCAAGCAGAUUAAAAACCGUGCCUUGACAAUAGCUUUCUUUAUUGCCGAGAGAAGAUAAUAUAACUGUUGUAGUUUAGAUAUAUUAAAAAAGAGAUUAAAAUCCACAGUAAAAACAAACAUCAAUAAAGAAAGCCGUCUAACAGGUGACCAAAGAGAGAGACUUUGUAUUAGCCAACUGAUACAUCAAAUUAAUAGAAAUCAUUGUAAUUAAUAAAGCAGCCAACAUCAGCAAAGGAUUAGAGAGGUUUUGCACUCUGCAUGGAUAUUGGCCCCAUCCUUUAGUCUGUUGAUUGUGGUUUCCUUCCAAAUACUCUUGUUUCAUAUGGGUUAUUUUGGCUGCACAUGGGACUGGUUAUAAAGAAGCUGACAUCCUUACAGUGGUGCUGCUGUGGGGCAAGGUUGAUUCCAGCAUCUGUCAACCACACAGGUUGUGCUUGCCCAUGUCCACCAAUUAUGAGUUAUCCACCUUGAGAAAUCCAGCUGUGGAGGUUGGUGCUUGAUUGCUCUGGUCUUGCCUCACACCCAGUCAAGAGAUGAACCAGGGAGAGCUUCCUGCUGCUUUUCUGUAUGCUCAGAACAGUGACUCAUGGAGAAACUGGUGGGUGGGCUCCAAGGGACAAUACUCCUUACUUUUGCAUCCUCUGAAAAUGAUGUUUAAGAGUAAAGCAUGUUUCCUGUUGAGUUCGCGGGGAGGAAUCGGUGCACUAUUAGAAUGUGAGGAAAUAUUGCAUUAGAACUUUGGGAUUUCUGCCGGAUGAGAUGCCCCAGAAUUAAAUGCACAUCUCCAUCCAGACAGUGAACUUCCAUUUGGGAUUCCUCCCACCACCCCUGCUAAUAGUCAAGAUGGGUGGUGGAAUUCCUAUCAGUAUGGAAGUGAGACAUUAUAGGACCACCCAAAACAAGGGCCAGGGUUCUCCAUACUUGUGGACUUACAGGACAUACAUAGAAGUGUAGAUUUGUAAAUGAAAACACCAAAGACCCCAAAACAACUCUGAACUUCCAAGAUGUUGAUGGGGCGGGGGUGGAAGUUGGAUGGAUAGCAAUUGGUCUUCUCAAGCCCCUAACAGGCUGCAGCAAGUAUCCUAGAGGGAGUGAUUGGUACUAGGAUGAAGAGAGAAAGUACCGUAUUUUUCUCUCUAUAAGAUGCACCAGACCACAAGACGCACCUAGUUUUUGGAGGAGGAAAACAAGAAAAAAAAUAUUCUGAAUCUCAGAAGCCAGAACAGCAAGAGGGAUCGCUGCGCAGUGAAAGCAGCAAUCCCUCUUGCUGUUCUGGCUUCUGGGAUAGCUGCACAGCCUGCAUUUGCUCCAUAAGAUGCACACACAUUUCCCUUUACUUUUUAGGAGGGAAAAAGUGAGUCUUAUAGAGCAAAAAAUACGGUAUCUAUUUGCAUAGAUAAACUCCCAGCUUCAGUCUCCUGGAUCUCCAGGUAUGACUGGAAGAGGUGCUGCUGGUCAGUAUAAAAUUAUGGAGAUAGAUGGACCAGUGACCUGGCUCAGGAUAAGGCAGCUUCCUCUGUUCCUAAGAAACACAGUGACGAGCUUCUUUCAUUUCCCUUAAAGAAUAAGUGCUGCUGAAGCAAAAUGGCCUGUUUUAUUAAGAAAACAAGGCGAAAGCAAGUUCUUAAAAUAGCGAUCUGCAGUCGUAUUGCUUUUCUGCAGUUGUAUGGAUUUUUAAAAAUCUCUCAUACAACGCAGAAACCAAAUGUGUCAGAACUUAGCAAGUGCCUCAGAGUGGGAGGAGUAAAUGAAAUGCUACCCCUAAAGUUGUUAAAAAACAAACAAACUGCACAUCUUCUCUGAAGAACACAGGAAAGUUCAGGAGGGGGAAAAGGGGAAAUGACAACUUUUCCCCUUCCCACUCUCCAGAAACCUCCCUAUUCUGAUAUGUAAAAAUCCUGGAAGGGUAUUAGGGAUGGAAGGAUGUGUGUCAUGAAGUUAAAAAUAUAUAUAUCUUCAUGUUAUUUAGGGAGGCUUCAGGAGAUGGGAAAGGAAAAAGAAAACCUAUUUUCUCAUUCUCCAGAAAGUUCAUCCAGCAUAGUGAUUCAGUGACUCUUUAGAUAUAACUGGACUACAAUGCCCAUCAUCCCUGACUGUUGGCCAUGCUGAUGGGAGCUGUAGUCCAACAACAUCUGUAAGGCCACAAGUUUCUCCUUCCCUGCUACAUAGCAAUAAAGUGCUCAAGUUUAGGUCUAGCAGUCAGCCUGAACCCAUUUGCCUCUGUACAGCCCAGCGAACGAAAGCUUGAGUUUGGGAAGACAAGCAGACAUCCUUUCCCCCUUUCUCUUGUCCUGAAACCUCACUUCCCUCUGUGAGCCCUGAAGAGCACUAUGAAAUUACUUGCCACAUCACUGAACAGGAGCACUUCUUAGAUGCUGGGGACACACUGUAAUAUUUUGAUGCAUCGUGACACAGAUGCAUUGCGCAUCAACAUUCCGUUUUGCUUCUGCGGCAACGUGGUGUUGAUAUCUUCAUCUCGCACGUGUAGAAAGUACGUAGGUCUGCAUGCACAAUUCUUUUGUUGGAUUGGACCACUCUACCCAGAGUGAACUGGGGGAAAUGUGUUCGGUUGAGAAAUGUAUUAUAUCACGAUCUCAUUUUUCACUCUCUGAUGUAUUUCCAAAAAUAGUUACUUUCAAGUUUUGUUGACUAGUGGACUCGAAUACAUAGAUCUCUUCUGUUGGAACCAGUUCACCUCUAUCUUUAGAGUAUCAGUUUGCUGUUCUCCUGCUAUAUAUCAUGGCGGGUAUAUCAUCUUCCUCUAAUAAUCAGGAAAACAACUGCCAAAGAGUAAAAGCUUUAUAAGCUGGAAUUUGCCCUAUCGCUGAAACCAAAAGUACACGAUUACUUGUGGAGAAAACUGAUAAGGAGUAAUAUUUUCUUGGUGUCCAAGUUACAAAGAAUGAAGUGAAACAGAGCAUUGUUUCUAGAGAAAGUAGACCAGGGCGGACUUGGAUUUUACUUUUUACUUUUUGUGUGUGUGUUGUGAUCCUUUAUAUAUUGGUUUGGAAGGCAGGAAGCCCGCUAAGCAAGAAAGAUGGACUUACUCAGAGAAGAAUUUGGUGGAGACAUUCAGACGCUCUUGAUCUGAGAUUUGGCUUUAUUAGUAUGCCCACCUAACAAAGCAAAAACAUGAAACUUGGAAUUUUAGGUAGCUUGACGAUGUUCCCUUUUUUUUUUACAAAAGUGUGGGGAUCAUUUUCAUCCUCUUGGAUACAAUGCUGUGCUGUGCUUUGGUUGUCUUUCGCUUUGGCUUAGUCCUUCGCUAAGGUGGCAAGUCUGUGUCUGGAAGCUCAGUGAGCUGGGAUAGCUCAGUUGGUUAGAGCAUGGUGUUGGUAACGUGAAGGUUGCAGGUUCGAUCCCUGUAUGGGACAGCUGUAUAUUCCUGCAUUGCAGGGAUAGACUGGUCCUCAGGGUCCCUUCUAAUGCUUCUAUGAGUCAAAGAGUUUGAAAGAAGCAUGGACAGGGUGACAGCAAGACUGAUCAAUUCAGUAACAAACUCCCCCAACUGAGUUGUUUAGAUACAAUAAAUUCAAUAACUGACCAUUAACUGCCCUCUAAUGGUGCCCCAGAUUUGCUGCCUAAAGCAAUUGCUUCACUCAGCCCUCACAGAAGCAGAAGCAGAGCCUUGUAUCAAAGGGCUUUCUGACUGAUAAGUGCUAUCUGGCCUGGGCAAAGGUGUAGCAAUAGUUGUGUCAGCUGCUUUUAUUGCCCUUGUUCCCAUGAACCCUCCUCAUCUAAUUAUUCAAUUUGCAAUGGAAAACCUUUGAGUUCUUCUUGGGGUAGGCUGAUAUCAAUUCUUCCUCUCCAUCCCCCCACUCCACCCCGAAAAAAGAAAUUGGAUUAAAGGCUAUAUUUGGCUUUAAUCAGCAUCAAUUCUCUGUUAGCUUUGUGGGGUAAAAUUUGCUUUGCUCAUAGAUCUGGGAAGCCAAUGAAAAGUCUACUGCAGUUAACCUGUAAGAGGUAGAAGUCCUCACUUCCUGUUGUUUGAAAAGUUCAAUUAGCAGGCUCUGCUUUUUUAUGAAUGGCAAGUUGUUUCUUUGCUGUGAUGGGGGCUGGCACAGAAUUCACAGGGUUGGCUUAAAAUGACACCGAAAAAUGCUUACAAUUCAUUUCGUGAACUUUUGAGAUUCAUUGGGGGUUGCUAACUGAUCCCCAGCAGCUAUCAGCUAGGAGACACCUUGCAGUUGUUGCUAGCCUGACACGGCUGCUUGGAUCAACAGAGCCACACAACACACCAUUUUGGGACCUCUAGAAGCUGUCUCUGUUUCAGCACUGGGAGAGGGGAAGGAAAGCAUUGAAGUCCUGGCUGGUGGAAGGCAGAUAAACUUUCAGGUUUCCCUUCUGGUCCUAAAAGAAGGGAGUUUUGUUUUUUUAAAAAAAAUUAUUUAACAUAAUUGUUACAAAGUAUAAGCAGAAUAUGGCAAAUACAUACACAUACAGUGGUACCUUGGGUUACAUACUGUGAUGGGAUGAGGAGCUGCUUGUGCGUAAAAUAGUAUCCCCUCAGAGUUUGUUCAAGUCCACAAACCUCUGUCUGUGACGGAGCCCCUCAGACAUGGCUCCUCUAGUCGCUAGCAGAUUCCGACAGUGGUUGCUUUCGGAAUCGCUUCCAACAUAAAAGCUCCUUAACGGAAACACGUCUUCUGGACUCUCUGCGUGACAGUUUCCGGCGAGGAGUGGGUGUUCCUACAGGAGGUCCUGAAACCUCCCCACUGUUUUCGCUGGAAGUGUCUCUGAGUCAUCCCUCCAGCUCACUUUCCCUCAGCUCAGCUCCUCUCCCCCUACUGGUUCCCUCUUCAGCUGCUGAGUCUCUCCCAACCUGUGUGAGCCCUUUCACCUCCCUUCCUUCCGAUGGCAGUUCCCUGACAUCCACCUCCCCUCCAGGGCCCCUUUCACCCCCUCUCACCCCCUCCUCUACGGGCGGUGAGGAGGCAAAACCCCGGAAUGAACUUCCUUCAUCUUCCGAUGUCUCGAACACUUCUCUCCACCUGUUGCGGUUCCUGGUCUCGAAGUACUCCUCCUCCUCAGAGUCCAUCUCCCUUUCCCCUUCCGAGUCCGGGAAUCCUUCCAACUCCUCCUCCUCAUCAGUGGUCCCAAAGUAUUCCCUCCGGAACCUCUCCACAGGCUGAGGUUUCCUUGGGAACCUUUGAUGGAACGUUUCUAUCAAUACCUCGUCAUUGAUAUCUUCGGCCAUUACCCAAGUGUUUUCUGACUCCGGUUCUCCUUCCCACGCUACCAAAUACUCCACCUGAUCCCCCUUCCACCUGGCGUCGAGGAUUUCUGCCACAUGGCUGCUGCAUUCUCUUUCUUCUAUGACCGGUCCCCGGUGGCCAUCCCUUCUCGUCCCCCUUCGUACGGUGACAGUAACGACCUGUGAAAUACUGGGUGCAGUUUCAUGUGGUUGGGUAACCGGAGCCUGAAAGCCACUGGGUUGACCUGUUGAAUGACCUCAAAGGGACCCAACCUCCUGGGUCUUAAUUUCUUACAACCUCCUUUGAACGGCAGCCCUUGGGUUGACAGCCACACCCUAUCUCCCACCCUUAUGGUUUCACCUUCCCUUCGGUUCUUGUCUGCCUGCCUCUUGUAUUCUUCCUUCGCCCUUUCUAAGUUGAGUUGGAGCUGACGAUGGAUUGCUUCCAUUUCUUCCACAAAAUGCUCGGCUGCCGGGACGCUCCAUCUCUCCCCAUCUCCCCUGGGAAAGCCCUGGGAUGACACCCAUAAUUAGCCAAGAAGGGGCUCAUCCCUGUGGACACAUUCUCGGCAUUGUUGUAGGCAAAUUCCGCCAGCGCCAACUUUUCUACCCAGUCAUUCUCUCUGUCAUUGACAUAACACCUCAAGUAUUGCUGGAGGACACCGUUUGCUCUUUCCGCCUGCCCGUUGGUUUCAGGGUGCCGGGCAGUCGAAAAAUUGACCUCCACCUGCAGUAAGCUCAUGAGCUUCCUCCAGAACCUGGAAGUAAAUUGUUUUCCUCGGUCUGAGACCACCCUCAAUGGCACCCCGUGCAACCUAAAAAUGUGUUCUACAAAUAACUUCGCUGUCUCUUCCGCCGUGACUGCAUGCGAGCAAGCUACAAAGUGGCACAUCUUUGUUAGUAGGUCUACCACCACCAUGAUGGCUGUUUUCCCUUUGGACUUCGGCAGAUCAGUCAUAAAAUCUAUCGACACUGCCUCCCAAGGUCGUUCUGGGGUUGGUAAGGGUUCUAAUAGCCCCGCCGGCGCCCGCCUUUCCCCUUUGGCCCGCUGGCAUUGCUCGCACCCUCUUACAUACUCACGUACAUCUUCCCUCACCUUAGGCCACCAAAAUUCCCUGGUGACCAACCACAUGGUUUUGUGUUGUCCAAAAUGCCCCGCCGUAGGGCUGUCGUGCAACUGCUUGAGUACCCUCCCCUUAAGUCUCCUUCAGGGAUAUACAGUGCCCCUUUGUAAUACAAAGCUCCAUUUCUUUCCUCGAAACCCCUGGUUCCUCUCCCUCACCCCUAAGACCUCUGAGCUUAUUCUGGGCGUAUUCAUCAUUCUCUGUUUCCUCUACCAGUUCUCUUUGUCCCACCAAUGCCGCCCCACACACCCAGCGGUCCUCUGGAAUGACAUGUCUCUCUUCGGGUGCUCCCUCCCCUUCCAAAUAUUCAGGUUUGCGUGAGAGAGCGUCCGCCCUAAUGUUCUCUGGGCCUGGCACGUAACCAAUCUCAAAGUUAAAUUUGGAGAACUCCUGGGCCCAUCUCACUUGCCGUUGGUUGAGCACUCGUGCCGUCCUCCAAUACUCUAGGUUCUUGUGGUCAGUGCACACUUGCACCUUAUGUUGUGCGCCAAUUAGCAGGUGCCUCCAUCUCCGGAACGCCUCAUGAAUGGCUAGUAGUUCUCGGUCAUACACCGUGUAGUUCCUCUCGGAUUUGUUCAGCUUUCGCGAAAAAAGCACACGGUCUCCACUCUGACUCCUCCUUCCCUGGCUGCAGAAGCACCGCCCCAAUCGCUCUGUCUGAUGCGUCAGUUUCCACUCUCAUCGGUUUUUGUAAAUCCACAUGCAGGAUUUGUUGUUCCGAGGCGAAGGCCCUUUUAGUUCCUCAAAUGCUCGCUCCGCCUCCUCAGUCCAAACGAACUUCUUCUUACUGCUGAGACAGUCCGUAAUGGGCGCCGUCAGGUGGGCAAAGUUUCGGAUGAACUUACGAUAGAAGUUCCCAAAUCCUAGGAACCUCUGCACAUCCUUCCUUGUUUUGGGUGUUCUCCAUUCCAGCACCGCCUGGACCUUGCCGGGAUCCAUGGCCAAUCCCUUGUCUGACAGGCGAUACCCCAGGAAUUCCACCUCCUUGGUAUGAAACUGACACUUCUCCAGUUUCACCCACAGCUGGUUGGCUUGCAGCCUGCUCAACACUUCCCUGACGUCUUUCACAUGCUGCUCCUCAUUCUCAGAAUACACCAACACGUCGUCUAAGAAGGCCACACAAUUCUUGUAAAGCAAAGGCCCCAGGACGUGGUUCAUAAACGAUUGAAAGGUUGCGGAGCCUGCUUGUAGGCCGAAGGGCAUAACCAAAUAUUCAAAUGCCCCUAAAGGGGUGAACAUGGUGGUUUUCCAUUCAUCCCCCUUCCUUAUUCGUAUCAGGUUGUACGCCCCCCUUAGGUCCAGCUUUGUGAAAAUCUUUCCCUUCCGCACCCUUGUCAAAAUGUUGUCAAUCCUGGGCAUAGGGAAGGCCACUGGUUCUGACACUGCAUUUAAGGCCCUGAAGUCACACACCAGCCUCGGCUUGUUCGUGUUUUUCUUAUCCACAAAAACACUGGGCUGCCCCCACCGCCCUGGACUCUCUGAUGAACCCUCUCUUCAGGUUCUUGUCAAUGAACUCUCUUAGCUCCUGCAUCUCUCUGUCUGACAUGGCGUACAGCUUGCCUACAGGGAGCUGUGCCCCAGGGAGUAAAUUGAUUUGACAGUCAAAGGGUCUAUGCGGGGGUAGUUGGUCAGCUUCCCUUUCGCUGAAGACGUCGCGGAGAUCUGCGUAUUGUCGUGGUACCUUCACGUUCUCCGUUACUUCAGUCCCUGCUAGGGUGGCUUGGGCACCUGCCAAACCCUUUCCCUCUUUGCAGUGUUCUAAGCAAUGUGCUGAACCAAAAGAAACCACUCUCUGAUGCCAGCCCACCAGCGGAUCAUGUAACGCUAGCCAGCUCAUCCCCAAUAUAAUGGGAGCUCCUCCCAAGGUGGCCACAUUAAACGAUAUCAGUUCGGUGUGCCUUGCCACCUUCAUUAUCAUUGGGACGGUCUGCAAGCUGACUUCUCCUCCCAACAGCUCCCUGCCAUCGAUCGUGGUCACCUGCAGGGGGUUGCUUAAAGGGAUCGUCUGUAUCUGGUGUUCAGCUGCAAACUCUUUGCUCAUGAAAUUGCAGGAGCUGCCUGAGUCCAACAGCGCCUUUAUCUUUAGAGGGUGUCCGUUUGGCAGCUCUAGCGCCACUUCUAUCACUAGGGCGGGUUUAGGAGGUUCUGGCGUGGGCACUCUCACUGCUCUUUGGCCUGGCUGCUGUGCCCCGACGGUGGCAGCCAGGCGUUGGCUUUACUUGCUCCGGUAUUUCUUCCUCUCUUCCCUCCACAGCUCCUACCAUCCCUUGCCAUUCCUUCCUCUGGGGGCAGACUCUGGCAAAGUGACCUGGCUGUUGGCAGAGAUAGCAUUUCCGGGCGCGUUUUCCCUCCUUCUUUCCCCCUCACUGGGCUUUGAAACUGCGCGCGCGCGCUGUUCCGAUUUCCAUCGGCUCUGCCGGCGGGAAAGUUGGCUCUGGAAUGUCUGGAAUGCGGAACUCCUUCCAACGUUCCCCCUUCCCUUCCCGCCUCUCCAAUGCUCUCGCCUCCUGGCGCGCUCCUAUGGUCAGCGCUGAUUUGGUCAGCUGGUCCAUAGACUGUCGGAAUGCUGUGAUGGGAUGAGGAGCUGCUUGUGCGUAAAAUAGUAUCCCCUCAGAGUUUGUUCAAGUCCACAAACCUCUGUCUGUGACGGAGCCCCUCAGACAUGGCUCCUCUAGUCGCUAGCAGAUUCCGACAGUGGUUGCUUUCGGAAUCGCUUCCAACAUAAAAGCUCCUUAACGGAAACACGUCUUCUGGACUCUCUGCGUGACAGUUUCCGGCGAGGAGUGGGUGUUCCUACAGGAGGUCCUGAAACCUCCCCACUGUUUUCGCUGGAAGUGUCUCUGAGCCAUCCCUCCAGCUCACUUUCCCUCAGCUCAGCUCCUCUCCCCCUACUGGUUCCCUCUUCAGCUGCUGAGUCUCUCCCAACCUGUGUGAGCCCUUUCACCUCCCUUCCUUCCGAUGGCAGUUCCCUGACACAUACGCUUCAGGUUACAGACGUUUCAGGUUACAGACUCCGCUAACCCAGAAAUAGUGCUUCAGGUUAAGAACGUUGCUUCAGGAUAAGAACAGAAAUCGGGCUCUGGCGGCAUGGCGGCAGCAGGUGGCCCCAUUAGCUAAAGUGGUGCUUCAGGUUAAGAACAGUUUCAGGUUAAGAACGGACCUCCGGAACGAAUUAAAUACUUAAGCCGAGGUACCACUGUAUAUUUCAAAUAAGCACAUAUAUAUGAAAAAGGAACAAAAGAGAAAAGAAAAAAGAAAAAGAAAAAAUAAAGAGGAAAAAAAGAAGAAGAAAAGUUGGAAGAAUUUCUUCCAAGUUUAUUCUACAAAUAUCUCAAUAUGAAAAUAAUAAUAAAAUUUCAUUGAUUGACUUCCCUCACUUACACUGCACUUCCUAUAUACAUUUCAAGCAAGAAAUCUGUUAUUCCGUAUUUUUCCCAUACAAUCUCACACAAAUAUUCUAAUCAAUAAGUUUUCUAAAUCUUUCAUAAAUCUAUUCUAAACACAACCAAUAACUUACAUUUAAUCCUUGUCUACAUAAACAAUCCAGAGGUUUUAAACAGCACCAGAUUUAGGACAUUGAGGGUGGUUCUGCCACACAGGGUACUGAACUGAGGGGGUGCAAAAUUGAGAAGAUCCAUUUGGGGACACCAAAUUUUGGGCUCAUGUUCUGAGGCGCCAUAUUACGAAAGUUCACCCCUGCUUCAAAACCGGGGGCUGGAGUCUACACACCCGAGCUGCCCAGUUGUGUGUGUGUUUGUUUAGUAAUACUCGUGUGAACCUUCUAACAUGUUCACUGAACAUCUGAGAGGGUAGCAGGCCUCCCGUUAGAGCUCAAGGCUAGGUCACACUCCUAUUUGCUGUGCACAGACUGCAUUUGCAGUCCUGGGUUUUUAAUCUAUGUUCACACAACAUCAUCCAAAGUGCAAGUGUAUCCUGGACUUUGUUAUGGGUUGUUUCUCAAACCAGCUUCACACCAGCUGGAGUCCUUAAGUCAUUUAUCUUGAGACAAGGUGUGAACACCUUUACAAAAUGGUAGACACCUCUGCCUAUUGGUGCCUCCUCGUGUGUGCACAAACAGAAAUGAACUGAAGCCAGGCUGGUGUGAGCAGCUUGGGGAGGAAAGAGCCGUGAAAUGAAGGUGGAGGAGGGACUUCAGAGUGCUCUAAGGUGGUAAUGUGAGUACACUCCAAGUGGAUUCUGAUAUAAUACCAAACUGGUAGGUGAGUGAUCCUUUCUUUUGAUAAUCAUUUUUAUUAGCUUUUAAUUACAAUCCAAAGGUAGGUGAGUGACCGUUGGGCUCACCUGCUGCAAAUUGUCUGGAGGCGGUUGGAGGAUGGAUGGCGGCUAACAGAUUGAGGUUGAACCCUAACAAGACAGAAGUACUGUUUUUGGGGGACAGGAGGCGGGCAGGUGUGGAAGACUCCCUGGUCCUGAAUGGGGUAACUGUGCCCCUGAAGGGCCAGGUGCGCAGCCUGGGAGUCAUUCUGGACUCACAGCUGUCCAUGGAGGCACAGGUCAAAUCUGUGUCCAGGGCAGCUGUUUACCAGCUCCAUCUGGUACGUAGGCUGAGACCCUACCUGCCCACGGACUGUCUUGUCAGAGUGGUGCAUGCUCUGGUUAUCUCUCGCUUGGACUACUGCAAUGCGCUCUAUGUGGGGCUACCUUUGAAGGUGACUCGGAAACUACAACUAAUCCAGAAUGCGGCAGCUAGACUGGUGACUGGGAGCGGCCGCCGAGACCAUAUAACACUGGUCUUUCCAAGCACAAUUCAAAGUCUUGGUGCUGUCCUUUAAAGCCCUAAACGGCCUCGGUCCAGUAUACCUGAAGGAGCGUCUCCACUUCCAUUGUUCUGCCCGGACACAGGUCCAGCGCCAAGGGCCUUCUGGUGGUUCCCUCGUUACGAGAGGCCAAGUUACAGGGAACCAGGCAGAGGGCCUUCUCGGUAGUGGCACCCACCCUAUGGAACGCCCUCCCAUCAGAUGUCAAAGAGAAAAAUAACUACCAAACUUUUAGAAGACAUCUGAAGGCAGCCCUGUUUAGGGAAGCUUUUAAUGUUUAAUAGGUUAUUGUAUUUUAGUGUUUUGUUGGAAGCCACCCAGAGUGGCUGGGAAAACCCAGCCAGAUGGGCAGGGUAUAAAUAAUAAAUUAUUAUAUAUUAUUCUAAAUUCUUCCUUUCUUCCUUACAGUUUGAGCAGGGAAACUUGGAAAUCAGCAUGAAACUGUGGCUCCCAAUCCUAAUAUACAAUGGUCAGCACAAGCCACAGUUUGCCAGUUUAGACAAAAUGGUAAACUGUGGUUUGUCUCAAAAGUCAGAAAGGGAUUAAGGGAACUGCAGUGUGCCAUGGGAGAAGGGAGUGUGUUAGUCAAAGAGUCCUUUGAGUUUCAUCUGUGGAGUGCCACAGAUGUUUCGACAAAAUGUCUGAACCGACUCUCCCUAAUGUUGAAGGAUGUGGUGCUCAACAGGCACGGAAAUUUAACUUUGGCUUCUGCUAGGGUGUUGGAUGUGGGAGGCGUUUUAUUAAGCGUACUCUCUGACUCUAGUUGAUACAGAUAAUAACGGUAAUUUUCACAGUGACAGACAUUGCUUGGUUUAUGGCGUAAUGACUGUGGGAGUGUAUAGUUCUUGUUUUUGAAAGUUUUGCUGGGAGAAUUGAACUGUAAAGGUAAACAAUAUCAAUUCACUGGUGAGAACUUGUGGAAUCUGGCCACCUUGAAUACGUCACCAUGAACAACAAGCCGGGUUGAGAGCUCUGCACUCCUUAGGGAUGGGUGCCGAGCCCAGACUGUGGCUGACUCCUUAGCAACUCUCAUAAACAGAGAUGAUUUCACACAAGUUGUGGUCAAUUUUGAGAGUCUCUAUUUGCCUUUCCUCCCCUGACUUUGCUUUUUGAGAUAAAGCAGCCUAUGACUAAAUGAUAAAGCCUUUAUUAAAGAUGGAGCAGAAACCCGUUAAUACUACUAUUUCUCUUUUUCAGAGAGAGAGAGAGAGAGAGAGAGGGGGGGGGGGCAAGGCCCUGUCAAGGACCUUUAAGGUUAAUGUCAAUCAUUGGUCACACCCAAACCAUAUAUUUAAAGAACUCUUAUGCCUUUUUAACAGUCAUAGGAAUCCUGGGAACUGUAGCUUGUUGCUUAGUGUUGUAACCCCCUCACAGAGCUACAGUUCUCAGCAGCGCCCUUAACAAACUACAAUUCCCAAGAUCCUUUUGAGGAAGCCAUGACCACUGAAGUGGUAUAAAACUGCUUUCAAUAUAUGGCGCUUUUGUAAAUUCCAGAGGCUUUGUGUCUGCCUGUGCAAUACCUGAUCACUCCUUGGGGUGAAUAUCUGAAUUUGUGUGGCUUCCUGUUUCCUGGCCUGACCAGACUAGACUUUUUUAAUAUUCUUUUUCCUUUGGUUAUUGAUUAUGUGCAUUUUUUAGCAGUUGACCCACAGAUGUGGAAUGUGAUUCGACCACUGUUUUUUUAUAUAUAGAAAAAGGGUGCCAGUACUCACCAUAAAGUUGUUACAGUUUAAAUGCCACACUUUUAACUUUUGGGGUGAAAAGGUUCUGAUAUUGAGUACACCCAGAAAGAAAGCCUUGGGUUCCACAGGAUAUCAGACAAGCCCCAUGCUUUGUGAGUUUCAGAUGCUCUGAAGACUUACCUCUUCCCUGCAACUUUUAGCAACCCAUAUCAUCUGAAUUGCCGAAUUGUUAUCUGAACCUUAUUUUCAUAGUUUAGUCCUAUGGUGCUGUUUUCAUGUUGACACUCUUGUGUUUGAGAUCCAGUGGUACCUCUGGUUACAUACUUAAUCCGUUCCAGAGGUCCGUUCUUAACCUGAAACUGUUCUUAACCUGAAGCACCACUUUAGUUAAUGGGGCCUCCUGCUGCUGCCAUGCGAUUUCUGUUCUCAUCCUGAAGCAAAGUUCUUAACCUGCGGUACUAUUUCUGGGUUAGCGGAGUCUCUAACCUGAAGCGUAUGUAACCCGAGGUACCACUGUACUGUUUUUGUGGUGUUUUUACAUGGCUUUAAAUGGUGUUUUAUUGUGUGUCCGGUGCUGGUUUUCUAACCCACUUCAUGAACCUGUGUGUGUGUGUGUGUGUGUGUGUGUGUCUUGGAAAGUGGUAUACAAAUUUGUUAAAUGAAGAAACAGAAAAUGAGUGGGAGGGUGAGGGUUUUUUGAGUGGGGCAAUGCCCAAAGAGGAGAGGAAGGUGUUAAAACAACUCCUUGUCCCUAUAUUUCUUUUGCCAAGGCUUGCAGCCUACGAAGGCUGAGGUGGACAAAACAAGAGUAGGAAAAGUAACAUGCAACCGGCAUGCAAUGUCUAGUGUUCUCCUUGACUUCUUAAGGCCCCUGUCAAGCACAGUGAAUGAUUGCUUAUCUUCAAAUGGCUUUUCAGUGGGCAGCAUGCCCAGGCUGGAGCCAGUCAGGAUGAUGGUUCAUUUUAAUUGAAUGAUGUGGUCAUGUCCAUUAAGGAGUUCUGCACUGGGGACAAUUAAGCAGGAGGGAGGAGGGAGGCCAAACAUUUGGUGCAUAUUUCUUUCUGUUCCGGGAUGCAAAUUGUUUUGCCAUAAUAGCUGUGCUCAAGAGUCUUCCGAAUGAGGAUUACUAGAUUCUUCUUCUUCUUUAGACUCGCUUGUACGUACAUGUUUAUCGCUUGGUGAUUUGUGUGUGUGAAUGAAUCAUCUCAGAUUAAUUGCUAGAGGUGAAGAUUUCACUCGGCUUGCUUCAGGUCAAACUCGGGGCUUUCCAUGGGAAUCAGUCACUGAAAUAUGCUCAGAGUCGAGAGUGGAUUUCAUGCUCUUUAUUCAGCUCAUAGUGGUGAGGAGGAAUGGAAGUUCCCCCAGAAUGUCUGCUUUAUAUACAAUAUUUACACAAUGGGCCCCAUGUGAUUGGCUAAUUCCGGGAUUCUACUGUAGGCCAAUCAGGUUGCGGAUUCCCUUCCACCUGGAGCUGGAUUGGGUGGCUCCUGUGGACCAAUCAGACUACUGCAUUCUGGACCCUAUUGUUCUAGGACCAAUCAGACUGCUGCAUUCUGAAUCCUAUUGUUCUAGGACCAAUUAGACUGCUGCCUUUUGGAUCCUAUUCAACUCAGUACAUAACAGUCACUCAUUCAGUCUUGUGCUGAUGGGUAAACUGAGAGAGGGUUGUUAGGAAGACCCUUAUUCGCCUCACAGAGCUACAAUUCUUACAAAGUGGAGGAACAGGGUUUUCCUAACUCGCAACAACUUUAACAAACUAGACUUCUUUCCCAUCCUUCUCAUUAUACUGUAAUAUAUUGAUGAACACUUUUAUUAUGAAAAUAAUGUUGUCUUGUCUUUUCUUCUUUGGAUUUUUAAAUUUUGUAUCUUUGUGAUUUCUUUAUUUUUUCUUUUCCUUUUCUUAUUGCUUUAGAAAUUUUCUAUUUACUACCUAAUUUUCUUUUUCUUCAUAUUUAAAGAGAUAGCACAUAAUAUUUGUAUAGGUAUGUAAAUUUUUAAUCAAUAAAGAAUAAAGAAUAAUAUUAAACAAAACAAACAAACUAGACUUCUUGGGAUUCUUUGCAGGAAGCCAUGACAGUUUAAAGUGAUAUAAUACUGCUUUAAACGUAUGUUGCAUAUGGGUACAAGCCUUUCUCUUAAUGUCCUCUUAGACCUAGAGAAAGGAUCUUGGGAGGAAAAUGUCAGCCGAAUCUCACCUGCCCCCAAGGAAGAUUUUUAUCUGAAACCUGCUGUUUUUAACGAAUGAUUUCUCUAAUGGAAUAACAGCUUCUCCUUAGUGCCAGCUUCAAGUUUGCCUUUUUCUUGUUGUGUUGGUGCUGAUUUCACCCCGCCUUCUCGCUCCCUUUGCAAUGAGUGUUCAGUCAGCAUGUUUGAAAAAGGAGAUCAGAUAGUGGACCUCCCUAUCAACAUUGACUUGCAGUUCAUUUUCCACAUACACAGCAUGAAACUGGUCAUAAGGAGCCUUUUCCUGACACAGCUUGAUCAAGUGGGAGUUUGCCAGGCCUCCAUCGCUUGUUGCAAAAUAAGAAGGCUGGCCGUUAUCAUCUGCAAGAUGGCUGAUGUCAAGCAGUUACGCUCAGAAACGUCUCCAAAUUUCAAAAUGUUAUCGACAUGACUAAUAAAUUGGAACCACUGCAGGUUUUCUCCCCAAGGAGGUGACUUUUGCAAAAGAAAUUCUCAGCUGCAGAUGAACAAGGCCUCUUGCAAUUGGGAAGAAAUUCAGCCAGCCUUUUGAUAUCAUUGCCAACAUGCUCCUCACUUCGGAAAACAGCAAUAAGUUCCAGGGCCAGCGUUGCACGUUUCCGUUUCCUUUUGUGUGAGCGAGCACCAGAGGCUAAUGGAGGAGCUUUGUAAUACAGUAGUUGUCUAAUUUGCAACAAAAUAAUCAGAUUACGGUAGAGGCAAAUGCACUUCUACAGUGCAGCUGCUAAUAAUUCUGUUUCAGGCCCGCCAUGGAGAGCUACCGUUGUUCCGGAGAAUAUGAAUCUCUUAAUUCUGUGUCUGGUUCUGUUAUGUACUGAGUUGAAUAGGAUCCAAAAGGCAGCAGUCUGAUUGGUCCUAGAACAAUAGGAUUCAGAAUGCAGCAGUCUGAUUGGUCUGCAGGAGCCACCCAAUCCGGCUCCAGGUGGAAGUGAAUCCACAACCUGAUUGGCCUACAGGAGAAUUCCAGAAUUAGCCAAUCACGUGCAGCCCAUUGUGUAAAUAAUGUAUAUAAAGCAGAUACUUUGAGGGGACAUUCAUUCCUCCUCACCACUAUGAGCUGAAUAAAGAGCAUGAAAUCCACUCUCGACUCUGAGUAUGUAUCAGGUUCUUUUCCCAUUCAAAUUAUUUACACCCCACCAAAAGAAACAACAACUUCAAAGGACCCAAACCUCUGCAAGUAGAUUACCUGUUGAGUGGGGUGGGGGGAACCACGCUCUAACCAUGAGUUUCCAUUGAACCAUGAGUUUCUAUCAUACAAUCAUAAUGAAGUGUUAGUAAGUCUUCAUUACCCUAGUCAAAGGAUGGUUUCCCAGCAUCCUUAAGUAAGGUAAAGGUAAAGGGACCCCUGACCAUUAGGUCCAGUCAUGACCGACUCUGGGGUUGCGGUGUUCAUCUCGCUUUACUGGCUGAGGGAGCUGGCGUACAGCUUCCAGGUCAUGUGGCCAGUAUUACUAAGCUGCUUCUGGCGAACCAGAGCAGCGCACGGAAAUGUCGUUUACCUUCCCGCCAGAGCUGUACCUAUUUAUCUACUUGUACUUUGACGUGCUUUCAAACUGCUAGGUUGGCAGAAGCAGGGACCGAGCAACGGGAGCUCACCCUGUCGGGGGGAUUCGAACCGCCGACCUUCUGAUCCGCAGGUCCUAGGCUCUGUGGUUUAACCCACAGCACCACCCAUCACCCACCCACACAUAUAUACACAUACAUAUAUACAUAUACAUACAUACACACACACACACACACACAUGGAAAUUGACUUCCCUUCCACUCCUUCUAUGGUUCAUUUUCAUUUCCCACUAUUACUGCAUAUUCUGAUCCGACCACUUGAAAAUUUAAGGGGUGUGUGUGAGUCUCUCCAGACCACUUAAUAAUAUUUUUGUUUUGUUCUACAACUCAAAGCACAUACAGAACUCAUAUAUUAAUAACCUUAGGUUAAGGUUAUUAAUAUAUGAGUUCUGUAUGUGCUUUCUAAUAUAAUGGAUGUGCUUCUGGAUUAAAGGAUUAUAGGAAGGAUUAUAUUCUGGAUUAUGUGAAGAAAACCAAACCAUCAAAAUGUUUUUUCUUCAGCACCAGUAUCAUAACAAAAUUCUAGCACCAUAUCCUAGACCCUAGGCCAGACCACUGAGAAGAGCUUUUUUACUAAAUUCUCCAGGAGAAUUUACAAGUUGGGCGGUACCAGCACUGUGUUAUGUUAAUCACACAGGGUUGUGGUUAGCCUAUUUGAUAAUCUGGCACUGGUCAAAACAGCUUCGAUCUCUAUCAGGAAAAAAUCAAUACGUUCAAGGCCAAGUACAUAAAUCCUCGAAUGUUCCACUGCCUUAUUAGUUGUUUUGCUUCUCCAGUACUACCACAUUACUGCUGUCUGGAGGGAGCCAUAGCACACCAAAAGUGGGUAAAAAAAAAUCACACACCCCAAAACCCACCAGGACAUUUGUGUGGAAAAUUAUGGGAUUUCAGUUUGAGAACUUCUGAACCAGAAGUGUGAUGGGAUAGAGGGAAAGGGGACAGAUUAUUGGGAGCUGGAGAGGCAGAGCUGGAAUGAACCAUGUGUUGCCCCAUAGUAGUUGCAGUUUUUACGCAGGCUAGAGCUGAGACAAUGGCUAUUUAUGUUGCUCUCAUGGCUGCUGACGUGAAUAAACUCCUUUGUCAUAAAGUGUCUGUGUGUUUUUCCUUGCAAGGCUGAUGCUCUUAGCAUUCGUUGCUAAUUUACAAGCCCUGAAGAUGCUCAAGAACGAGCUUUUGGCAGUUGCUGAAUUCUGCAUCUUCUUCAGAUGAAAUCUCUCCCACCCCAAAACUGGGACCUGAACUGGGACGCCUCUGUUGGCCUACCAUUGACUCUGACAGAAAACAAGAUGCUCUUGUUUACAGGUUGCAGAUCUGCAACCUUGAUGUUGUUAUUGUGCUACCGCUCCCAUCGGCUCCUGCCAGCACAUUCAUGUUCCCCGGGGAUGAUGGAAGUUGUUGUCCGAAAGCACCUUGAGGGCAGCUGGCUGCUCUGGGCUGUGGCUCAGUUCCCAUGCAAAUAAACUGUUCUGAGAUCACUUUGGAUGACAGCCUGGCCUGGAUAUAAAUCGGUAAAUAUAUUCAAGCAAAAGGCUGGUAGAGAGGCAGCCAGCACAGUCAUGCUUUAAGAAAGGGAGAGAGAGGUUUGAUUACCGUAUUUUUCGCUCCAUAAGACGCACUUUUUUCCUCUUAAAAUCUGAGGGGAAAUGUCUGCGCUUCUUAUGGAGCGAAUGUGUGGUCCCUGGGGCUGGGGGGGGGGGGAAGCUGGGCUUCCCCCGCCAGCCCCACAAGCUCCUGAGCAGCCCUAGGGGUAGCCCACGAAGCCUCCGCAGGGCAGUGGGGAGCCUUCACCGCGCUGCCCUGGGGAGGCUUCGCGGGGCUAUCCCUGGCUUUUGCGGGAGGUGGGGGAAGGAACAGAGCGAGGCUCUCUCACUUCCCCCACUUCCCGCAAAAGCCCCCAAGAGCCGCGCUCCCUUUAAAGAGCUGCGCGGAGUGUGUGUGUGGCUCUUGGGGGCUUUUCCCCAAGGAGGGAGAAGCCUGCAAGCGCCGCACACACGCUCCACGCGGCUCAUGAAAGGGAGCGCUGAGCAGAGCCUGGGAUGCAUACAGGCUGUGCUCAGCGCUCCUUUAAAUAAUAUAUUUUUUCUUGAAUUCCCACCCCCACCCAAAAAAAAGUAGGUGUGCCUUAUGGUCAGGUGCGCCUUAUGGAGCGAAAAAUACGGUAAUCUAAAGAGGAAGCCUCUGGCUGGAAAGUGAAAAUGAUGGUGUUGCAAAUAUUGACAAGGCAAGAGUGGGAGGAGUGGCAGUCAGGGGUCCCUUCUAAGAUCAUGGGAGCAACCCUCAUCUUGCGGAUUUUUGAGCAACUGAGAGUUUCCAUCCUCGACCUCCACUCAUCAUUCCACUUGUAAAUACAGUGGUACCUCGGGUUAGGUACUUAAUUCGUUCCGGAGGUCCGUUCUUCACCUGAAACUGUUCUUAACCUGAAGCACCACUUUAACUAAUGGGGCCUCCUGCUGCUGCCGCACCACCAGAGCACGAUUUCUGUUCUCAUCCUGAAGCAAAGUUCUUAACGGCUUUGGUCCAGUAUAUCUGAAGGAGCGUUUCCACCCCCAUCGUUCUGCCCGGACACUGAGGUCCAGCACCGAGGGCCUUCUGGCGGUUCCCUCCCUGUGAGAAGCUAGGUUACAGGGAACCAGGCAGAGGGCCUUCUCGGUAGUGGCGCCCUCCCUGUGGAAUGCCCUCCCAUCGGAUGUCAAAGAGAACAACAACUACCAGACUUUUAGAAGACAUCUGAAGGCAGCCCUGUUUAGGGAAGCUUUCAAUGUUUGAUGUAUUUUAAUAUUUUUUGGGAAGCCGCCCAGAGUGGCUGGGGAAGCCCAGCCAGAUGGGCGGGGUAUAAAUAAUAAAUUAUUAUUAUUAUUAUUUAUUUAUUAUUAACCUGAGGUAAUAUUUCUGGGUUAGCGGAGUCUGUAACCUGAAGCGUAUGUAACCCGAGGUACCACUGUAAUAAUAAAAAAGCCAUCAGGUGCAUCUAUCACCUUCCGUUCCUACCUGUGCCCCUCAUUGAGCCAUCAGUGCACUAGCCUUGCUGCUGACUCAGUCUGUGUUCCCUCGCUUCCUGUUUCCCAGCUACCCAAGAGCCUGUGCCUAAGGAUGGAGGCAGGCAGACUUUCGUAACAACAAUGAGAGAUGACCUGGCAUCUGUCUCUGAUGGCAGGAUCACUUCCUGGUGGUAUUAACCACACACUGUGAAGUUGUUGUUGUUGUUAAAGAGGUCUUUGUGCAAGAACCCAUCAAAGCUUCAAUCCGACUAAAAUACUUAAGCCGUAUUCACAUCGUACAUAAGAUUGGCAUCUUGGCUGCCUCUUAGUGCAGACCCUAUGAGCUUUCAUAGCUGCCACCCACCAUAAACCACCAUUGGCAGGAUUGGCAGCAACAGCCUCAGAUACGGUCUAUGCUUGAGAUAACAUUUUACCCUCUGGUUAUUUAUGCUGUUUUAAAUGUGCAUUUUAUAUUUGACUUCUUUUAGGAAUUGUUUCUUUUGAAGUGUUUAAGAUAAUUUUUUUUUGUUAACUUUGAUGUGUUAAAUGUGCAUUCUGUGGUUGAGCUCCUUUGUAAUGUUUUAUUUAGAAAUCUUUAAGUUUCCUGUUGAUUACGUUGCUUUGAAUGUAUGUUAUUAUUAUUAUUAUUAUUAUUAUUAUUAGAUUUAUAUACCACCCUGUACCCGGAGGUCUCAGGGCAGUUCACAGAACAAAAGCAAAAUACAAAACCACAAAAUAUAUAAUCAAAAUAAAAACAACAAUUUGACUUUCAGCAGUGAUGCUUUAUCCUGGAUUGUUUUAUUCAAUGUUUUAAUUCAUUGUCAACUGCUUUGAGAUUGUUUUCUUAAAAAUAUAAAGUGGUAUAGAAAUGUGGUGGGGUUUUUUUGGGGGGGGGCGGAGUUUGAAACACCCAGUCAAGUGAUUCAACCCAAAGUGGCAGAAUUUGAGUUCCAGUCUUGCCUUCUGGGCUGACUUCCUGCCAAAUGAUGCUUCUUCCUUCCUCUGUAAUCCUUUCAGGGCAGGAAUCCAAAUGAAAGCACUCUUUGCCAUCUGGGGGUUUGGGAAUGCUAUGGAUUUCUGCCAGAGGGACCAGCUUGUCUGUUCCUAAUAGCCAUGCACUGAAGAUCUACAAGUGACUUAUUCUUUACCUCUGAGGAAAAGCUCUGUUAGAUGCUGAAGUCCGUUCCCUGCUGUUCGUGUAUUCUCCUCUCCUUUUUAUGAGAGGUGCUGCCGUAAUGUAGAGUAAAUGGUACACCUGGGGGCCAUUUGCUGAUAAACCUUUUGCUCCAGCUGCACCGAACAUUUAAAGCGGUACCAUACCUGUCAUGUUAUUUUUGUUCAGUCGUUUAGUCGUGUCCGACUCUUCGUGACCCCAUGGACCAGAGCACGCCAGGCACUCCCAUCUUCCACUGCCUCCCGCAGUUUGGUCAAACUCAUGCUGGUAGCUUCAAGAACACUGUCCAACCAUCUCGUCCUCUGUUGUCCCCUUCUCCUUGUGCCCUCCAUCUUUCCCAACAUCAGGGUCUUAUCCAGGGAGUCUUCUCUUCUCAUGAGGUGGCCAAAGUCUUGGAGCCUCAGCUUCAGGAUCUGUCCUUCCAGUGAGCACUCAGGGCUGAUUUCCUUAAGAAUGGAUAGGUUUCAUCUUCUUGCAGUCCAUGGGACUCUCAAGAGUCUCCUCCAGCAGCAUAUUUCAAAAGCAUCAAUUCUUCGGCGAUCAGCCUUCUUUAUGGUCCAGCUCUCACUUCCAUACAUCACUAAUACCUGUCAUAGCUUUCCUCAAAGAAUUCUGGGAACUGCAGUUUGCUGCUGAGAGUUGUCAGGAAGCCCCUAUUCCCCUCAGGGAGCUACAGUUGCCAGAGCAGUUUAACAAUCUCUUCCCAGGGAACUUUUGGAAUUGUAGCUCUUGUGAGGGGAAUUAUAGCUCACAACACCCUUCACGAACUACAGGCCCCAGGAAUCCUUGGAGGAAGCCAUGACAGUUUAAAGUGGUGUGAUACUGUGUAAGUCAAGGUUUCCCAAACUUGGCUUUCCAGUUGUUGUUGUUUUUGGACUACAACUCCCAUCACCCCUAGUAACCAGACCAGUGGUCAAGGAUGAUGGGAACUGUAGUCCCCCAAAAAUAGCUGGAGACCCAAGUUUGGGAAACACUGGUUUAAAUCUAUAGGACAAAUGUAACCUAGAAUCACAUCUGUAGCUCAAACCGCUUCAGUUUAUGGCUCUGCCAAUUUACGUAUUUGGCAACCGGGCACAAGGAGUCAGAUGAGCUCUGGUCUUAGAUUAAUCCUUAGCUGUUAAGGGAUUGAUUGUUCAGAACUGCUUUCUUUCAGUUUUCCAGCCACUGAGACAGGAUAGUUAGAAAUUGCAACAGCGCUCUGAAGCCUUGUGUCCUUUCUGAUAGCUACGAUACAGUAGAUUUGGCUCACAAUUGAAACAGUUUUGGAGUUGGAAUGUGGUCGGUGGGGAUAUGAGGUUCGCUUGAUUUUCCCUAAUCUCCAUCUUCUUUUAACAUUGUUUUACAAUCUCUCUGGUUUUCAAACACUAGAUUUUUGUCUACCCAAAAGUUCCCAAGGAAAGCUCUGCAAGUUAUCUUUUUGGAGCACAGAGCUACUUUCCCUUUUCCUUGACAUGCUUUUGAACUGCUAGGUUGGCAGGAGCAGGGACCAAGCAACGGGAGCUCACCCCGCCGCGGGGAUUCGAACCGCCGACCUUCUGAUUGGCAAGUCCUAGGCUCUGUGGUUUAACCCACAGCGCCACCUGCAUCCCUACUACCCCUCCCCUAAUACACUCCAUGCAUAGUAUAAGAGUUCACAUCUUAACUCAGGGGUGUCAAACUCAAAUUCAUCGGGGGCCGCAUCAGCAGUUUGGUCACCCUCAAAGGGCCAGUUGUAUCUGUAGGACUUACAGUACAGGAGAGAAGGGUUCAGGCAGCCGUUGGAUCUGUCACAUCACAGGAUGGCAUGCUCUCAAUAUAAAAACAAGUGGAGGUUUCCUGAAUGCAUGUAAAGUGGAGGUUUCCUGUGUAGAACGGCCGGCGCCGCUAGAGGGCAGACGUUCUCUGGCUUGUAGGCUGCCGCGCAUGCGCUGAAGAGGCGGCUUUCUUGUGUCAAAAGAAAAAAGCGAGAAUAAAAGGUGAAGGGUGGUGGCCGGCGGCGGCUACACGGGCCACAUGACGAGGUCUGGCGGGCCGGAUUCGGCUCGCGGGCCUUGUGUUUGACACCCGUGUCUUAACUGCUUAGAAAUGCAUUGGUCAGUUGGGCUUUUGUUUUAUUGUUUGUGUUUUGAAGUUUGAAAGUUUGCAGCAUGCAUUGGUCAGUUGGGCUUUUGUUUUAUUGUUUGUGUUUUGAAGUUUGAAAGCAGUACCUCAGAGGUGAUUUUUUGAUAUAUAUAUUUUUAAUUUGUGGCAGAAGGAAUUGUCCUAUAGCAGCCUGCCUUGCCGCUUCUCUUUUCACACAAUAGGAGCCUUCCUUUAGGCCCAGCCUCCAGUGUAGUGUGUCAUGAUGUGAAUGGAAGGAACAGAUGGCAAGUGUCUGGCAAUUUGUUAGGUAAUGCAGCCCCUAAAGGAGUAAAGCAGCAGGAGCCUGCGGUACCAAGCUGCUAGUGUCAUGUUUAUGCCGAAAUGUCGGAUGCUAAGCCAACGCUUCAGGUGCGGCACAUGCGUAUAAUGGCAAAGAGUUGUAUUCAAUUCUACUCUGAUACCAUCUUAGUGUACAUGAAGGUCUCUUAUGUCCCACUGGUCCUCAAGUAACCAAUCUAAGGCAGGGGAGUGACAUCAUUGUUUUGGUUUUUUAGAAUCAGAGAAUGGUAGAGUUGGAAGGGACCCCAAGGGUCAUCUAGUCCAACCCCCUAAAGGUAAAGGGACCCCUGACCAUUAUGUCCAGUCACGUAUGACUCUGGGGUUGCGGUGCUCAUCUCGCUUUAUUGGCUGAGGGAGCCGGCGUACAGCUUCCAGGUCAUGUGGCCAGCAUGACUAAGCCGCUUCUGGCGAACCAGAGCAGCGCAAGGAAACGCCGUUUACCUUCCUGCCGGAGUGGUACCUAUUUAUCUACUUGCACUUUGACGUGCUUUUGAACUGCUAGGUUGGCAGGAGCAGGGACCGAGCAACGGGAGCUCACCCCGUCGCGGGGAUUCGAACCGCCGACCUUCUGAUCGGCAAGUCCUAGGCUCUGUGGUUUAACCCACAGCGCCACCUGCGUCCAACCCCCUACAAUGCAGGCAUCUCAGCUGAAGCAUCCCUGACAAAUGACCAUCCAACUUCUGCUUGAAAACCCUCCAAGGAAGGAGAGUCCAUGACUUUCUGAAGGAGUCCGUUCAACUGUCAAACAGCUCUCACUGUCAGAAAGUUCUUCCUGAUGUUUAGUCAGAAUCUCCUUUCUUGUAACUUGAAGCCUUUGGUUCGAGUCCUACCUUCCAGAGCAGGAGAAAACAAGCUUGCUCCGUCUACCAAGUGACACCCGUUUAGAUGUUUGAAGAUGGCUAUCAAAUCUCCUCUCAGUCUCCUCUUUUCCAGGCUAAACAUACCAAGCUCCUUCAACCGUUCUUCAUAAGGCUUGGUUUCCAGACUCUUGAUCAUGUUGGUUGUCUUCCUCUGCACACAUUCCAGCUUGCCAAUAUACCGUAUUUUUCGCUCUAUAAGACGCACCAGACCACAAGACGCACCUAGUUUUUGGAGGAGGAAAACAAGAAAAAAAUUAUUCUGAAUCUCAAAAGCCAGAACAGCAAGAGGGAUCGCUGUGCAUUGAAAGCAGCGAUCCCUCUUGCUGUUCUGGCUUCUGGGAUAGCUGCGCAACCUGCAUUCGCUCCAUAAGACGCACACACAUUUCCCCUUACUUUUUAGGAGGGAAAAAGUGAGUCUUAUAGAGCAAAAAAUACAGUACUUUUUAACUGUUGGCACUCAGAACUGGACAUUCCAGGUGUGGUCUGACCAAGGCAGAAUAGAGUGGUUCUAUUACUUUCCUUAACCAACCUUCUCUUAAGUUUUAUUAUUAUUUAUUUUCUGUUGAAGAUCCAGAAUACUGGAGUGAGGAAAGCUGGGUUCUCAGCCCCUCUUGCCAGGAGCUGCUCUGCACAGAUUCCCAAUAUCUCUUGGUCACUGUCUCCAGAGGCUUAAAAGUUAACCCUUGAAAUGACUGGCUUCUUGUACCUCUGUGGUUACAAGUUCUGUGAUCACAAGGAGUUGGUCUCUUGUUCUCUUACUUAUCUUUCUACUAAAGCAAAAACUGUGAGAGCAAUAUUAACACAGUGGGUAUGAUAGAAACAAUUAUACACAACAACAGAAUAAAUAAAAUAGCUGAUCUCAGAUUUGUUGUCGUCAGUGGGCGCUGCUCCCUCCUUUUCAAAAUUAGAUUUUUUUGUGGUGUGAAGUUUGUUUGUUUUAAGUGUCUGCUGUUCUUUUAGCAAAACUGCUUCAUAAUUUUAUAAUGUGUUACUUUUUGUUCUUUAACUAGGGUUCGUUCAUCUCAGUUUGUGAGAAAAUGCUGCUUCCUAAAGGUUUGUUCUCAUGGUGCAUGCCAAGUAUGUUUUAGCUGAUAUUAGCUGAUAGCCUUGUAGAGGUUGAUAAAGUUGCAAGCGCAGUGGUGAAUCAUAGAUUGUAGAGUUGGAAGGGACCCAAGGGUCAUCUAGUCCAACCCCCUGCAAUGCAGGAAUCUCAGCUAAAGCAUCCAUGACAGAUGGCCACCCAACCUGUGCUUAAAAACCUCCAAGGAAGGAGAGUUCACAACCUCCCGAGGGAGACCAUGGAUAGAGAUGAAAUUUAUUCCCUCUGCCAUAUACCGUAUUUUUCGCUCCCUAAGGUGCACCUGGUUUUUUGAGGGGGAAAUCAAGGAAAAAAAUAUUAUUCCCCCACCUCGUACAAAAGCCCACAUGAGCCGCGCACCCUUUAAGGAGCGCACAGCUCCUGCGGGCUUUUCUACGAGGAGGGAGAAGGGACUGACUGGCCGCCGGGUCAGUCCCUUCUCCUGGGGAAAAGCCCGCAAGAGCCGCGCGGAGCUUGUGUGCGGCUCUUGGGGGCUUUUCCUGCCUGCCUCCCCCCUGCAUUUGCUCCAUAAGACGCACACACAUUUUCCGUUGCUUUUUAGGAGGGAAAAGGUGCAUCUUAUGGAGCGAAAAAUACGGUAAUACGAGGACUUCAUGGAGCUGAUUGGCAGCAGAUUCCAGCUUCUUCAUACAACGCAGAAUUAAUUUAUGGAAUCUGCUCUCACAACUUGCAGUGAUGGUCACUGGCUUAGAUAGUUUAAAAGUGCACUAGACACAUUCAUAGAGGAGGAUAACUUUAUCUUUGACUACGGCCCCCAAUAGUUCAGCUGAACCUCAAUGUUCAGACAAACGCUACUGAAUAAAUGAAAUACUGUGAAAAUCCCUGAAACGAGAAGUAAUCGACUAGAAACAUUAUCUUAUAGAAAUAAACUAAAUAAUAAAAAUCAAAAAGUUUAAGGGAAAAAAUUAGAAAAACCUAGAAUUGAACAAAGCCUUAACGGGAUGCCGGCUACAAACCUCGUUUCACUGAACUGUUCAGUUUCCUCAGAAGGAAAUAGAGAAGUCAUAAACCUUAAAUGACCAAGUUCAAAGAAAGGGGAUAAAACUCCCAAAAAUUCUGAAGUAUUAUAAUCCUAGCUCGACCUAGGUGAAGCAAAGCCCAUAAUAGGUUUUUUCAGCCCAUAACAGGUUUAGUAAAAUUGUACUUAUUUUCAAUUGCUUCCCGCACAGAUACAAAAACACAAAUUGUGAUAAUGACCAUGCUAUUCUGUUUUGCAGAACAGUCUCCAUUCUCUGGGUAUUUUAUAGCAUGGGUCACCAGUUGUUUUUGGAUUAUGACUCCCAUCAUCCCUAGCUAGCAGGACCAGUGGUCAGGGAUGAUGGGAACUAUAGUCCGAAAACAGGAAACACCGUCCUGGACUCUUGUGUGUCAUCAUCUCUUACAAGACACCGGGGCUAACCUCCUUUGGCAGGAAGCAUUGCAAGAGACAGCUUGACUUUGGGAAGAUAAAUUAAGGGUAGUGUUAGACAUUUUGGAGCUCUAGGGGUCCAGUCUUUGCGUUGCUUCCAAUAAUGCUUUGCACUACAGGCACCGUUUGUCGGUACAUCUGUGCUUAUUGCCUGUUCUGCCUUUGCACAUAAUGGCUUGGUUAUAGGAGCCACUUUAAGGCAUCAAACAAGAAAGCAAAGCCUGACCUUUGGAAAGCUCUCCCCAGGAAGCAGAAACUUGUAAAAUAUUACAUUUUGAAGGGGAUUAUUUUUGUACACAGUGAUAUUGACCAGCAGGGGGCAUUUGUCAGCUAGUGGAAUCAGUCUCUGUUAAGUAAUGGUGAAUCAUGCAAUGCUUUCAAUGCCUUUCCUCUAGAGCAGUGGUUGCAACAGCCGGCAUUGUCACAGGGGAACUGUUCCCCGCCCCCCUUUGCAAAUUUGCACCCAAGAAGAAACAAAGAUGAUUCAGUUAUUGGUGUUUGCUGUUGUCCCUGCAUGGUAGGAAGCAGUUAAAAGGACAAGAUGAGGAUUGAUAUCGAUAGCCUGGAUAGUUCAGUGGGAUAAGCUCACGUGGUGCUGAUAAUGCCAAGGUUGCAGGUUCGAUCCCCGUAUGGGAGAGCUGCAUUUUCCUGCAUUGCAGAGGGUUGGACUAGAUGAUCCUCAGGGUCCCUCCCAACUCUACAAUUCUAUGAUUAAACCACAAAAUCUGCUGUAUUUGGGUCUCAGAUGAAUUUUCUGACAGCUUAUAUACCGUAUUUUUUGCUCUAUAAGACUCACUUUUUCCCUCCUAAAAAGUAAGGGGAAAUGUGUGUGCAUCUUAUAGAGCGAAUGCAGACUGCACAGCUAUCCCAGAAGCCAGAACAGCAAGAGGGAUUGCUGUUUUCACUGCGCAGCGAUCCCUCUUGCUGUUCUGGCUUCUGAGAUUCAGAAUAUUUUUUUUUCUUGUUUUCCUCCUCCAAAAACUAGGUGCGUCUUAUAGUCUGGUGCGUCUUAUAGAGCGAAUAAUACGGUAAAUAGAUUUCUGACUACUUUUCUUUCCCCUGUGGAAGCAGGAGGAGGGGGUGUGCAUUUUACCCACUCUUGGAAAAUGUCGCCUAUCAAUAUCUCCCUGGUCUGUCCGGGAAGUCAGCCAGAGGAGGUUACCGGUAAGCAAGCUCCGGGAACUGUGAGAGGAGCCAGCCUCUGUGGAGGGGGCUUGCGAACCGACAGUUACUUCUUGCUCCUCAGACCCUUGACUUUGUGACUCCUUGCUUCCUGACCCUCGGACUCUUGGCUUUCUGACUCCUGGCUUCUGGACUCCCAUUCCUGCUCCAACCCCGCCAACAUGCCCCCGGUCCCGACGUCCUCAGCUGGGACUUCGAUUGCCCGUGAACCAGACCGUGAUAGUGACUAGCGGUGGGCGUGACCUUACAGUACCUGUGCAGGUAACAAAAGCACUAGGCAUACAGCAUCCUCCCUCUCUUUUCUCUUCGGCUUCCUCCAUCAUAGGACCAGCAGCUUUUUAGCUAGAGAUGCUCUGUUGGCUUUCAGCAAACAAAGGGACUAUCUCCAUAUGGGACAGACUCACAUGUAUAUACUUUGUAACUAUGUCUGCCUUCAGGGAUCCAUCUGUGAACUGAAUGUGUGAGUAAUUUUCUUUUAUAUACCGUAUUUUUCGCUCUAUAAGACGCACCAGACCACAAGACGCACCUAGUUUUUGGAGGAGGAAAACAAGAAAAAAAAUAUUCUGAAUCUCAGAAGCCAGAACAGCAAGAGGGAUCGCUGUGCAGUGAAAGCAGCAAUCCCUCUUGCUGUUCUGGCUUCUGGGAUAGCUGCGCAGCCUGUAUUCGCUCCAUAAGACGCACACACAUUUCCCCUUACUUUUUAGGAGGGAAAAAGUGAGUCUUAUAGAGCAAAAAAUACGGUACUUUACACAAGAUUGUGGUGUGUUUAUUCUUUUAAGGAGGAUAUAAGAGGGAUUACCAGGAAUCUGAUAGAGAGGCUUAAACAAGCCUGCAAGACCUACCUGCCGUGCAUUUAGAAGGGAAAUGUAAAACUCUGCUAAGUGACAGAACUUGCUAGUGCAAGUUAGGAAGGAUAACGUUAAACAAGAUAUCCUCUCCUGCCUCCUUGAACAUUCCAACACAAGGGUUCCUGAAGCGGGGUCAGGGUCUUUGCCACUGUUUGGAUGUCACUUACCAUUUUGAAUCAAGGUGGUGGACGGAAACAUGACAUUGGAUUGACUUCACCUGAUUUUUGGUGUUGACAGGUCCAAAAGAUCAUAAAGCUGCAGGAACACUGAAUGAAUAUAAUUAUUUGCUGCUUUGUUAUAGAAAUUGCCUGGGUUGCCCUAACAGAGGCAACCUAAAGCUAAGCAGUUAUCUGAAACCACAACGUGACUUACCGUAUUUUUUGCUCUAUAAAACUCACUUUUCCCCUCCUAAAAAGUAAGUGGAAAUGUGUGUGCAUCUUAUGGAGCGAAUGCAGGCUGCGCAGCUAUCCCAGAAGCCAGAACAGCAAGAGGGAUUGCUGCUUUCACUGCGCAGCGAUCCCUCUUGCUGUUCUGGCUUCUAAGAUUCAGAAUAUUUUUUUCUUGUUUUCCUCCUCCAAAAACUAGGUGCGUCAUAUGGUCUGGUACGUCUUAUAGAGCGAAAAAUACGGUAUAUUUCUCAUACAUCAUGCAGGGACAGUUCAUAUGCCCUGUCAAAUGAAGGCAAGACACAGGGAAGAGGAAGUACUGUUGGGAAGUAACUGAGAAUAAGUACAGUGUCUGGACUGGAUGGCGGUUCGGCGAAACUCCCUGUGUGUUAGGGCAGGACAGCCGCCUAGCCCUCUCCAGAAAGGAGAGGGCCAGCUUGCUGACUGUGCGUAAAACGUCCUGUUCAGCAAAUCCGCACUGACUACAAAGUCAGCAUCUUUCUGCCAGCAGAGGCUUGCAUCAUCCUAGGUUAGUAAAAGGAAGAUCUGUGUCUGUCUGUGAGAAGAGUCUAAUGGCAAUGUAACCUCAAGGUUAGAUUACUGCAAUACGUUGUAGGUAGGGUUGCCUCUGAAGAUAGUUCGGAAACUUCAGCAGCCAGGUUGCUCACCUGAGCAAGACGGCUUGAACACACAGUGGUACCUCGGGUUACAGAUGCUUCAGGUUACAGACUCCACUAACCCAGAAAUACAGUGGUACCUUGGGUUAAGUACUUAAUUCGUUCCGGAGGUCCGUUCUUAACCUGAAACUGUUCUUAACCUGAAGUACCACUUUAGCUAAUGGGGCCUCCCGCUGCCGCCAGAGCACGAUUUCUGUUCUCAUCCUGAAGCAAAGUUCUUACCCUGAGGUACUAUUUCUGGGUUAGCGGAGUCUGUAACCUGAAGCCUAUGUGACCUGAAGCAUAUGUAACCCGAGGUACCACUGUAUAUGCAAUAAACAUCUUCCAUUCUUCCUUAAAUUCAUUGUCAUCUCUGCUUCUUAAUUUCAUUGUCACUUUUGCCAUUUCAGCAUAUUCCAUUGAUUGAACUUGACAGUCUUCUUUAGUUGGGACACCUUCUUCUUUCCAGUGUUGUGCUAGUAGAGUCCGUGCGGCCGUAGUUGCAUACGUAAAUAAGUUCUUUUGCAAUUUUGAUAAGUCCAAAAGUGGAAAAUAAGGGUCAACCGUUAAACCACUCCGAAAAUUCCAGCUCUUUGAGGGGCAGCCUGAAAACUCCAGGCACCCUUAACAAACUACAGCUCCCAUGAGUCUUUGUGGAAGUAGUAAAGUGGUAUUAUGGAAUUGUAUGGAAGGGACCACAAGGGUCAUCUGGUCCAACCCCCUGCAAUGGCCCAACGUGGGUUCGAACUCAUGGCACUGAUAUCUUGGUGUUUUUUUUUCCACUUUGGCCUCAAGACCUGCCAACCGCUGGCUUGGCUAUUUAUAAUAGAAUAUGGCCCCCAGGGUGAAAUAAAGUUCCCCACGCCUGCAUUAAGGGAGUAUAUCUUGCUUAAAUUCUGCUUCUGCCUUUGGCAGUAUCGGAAAAGGGAAAUAAAAACGGAAGAGAAAAUAAAGAAAAUCGGAGCCUGCGACAUACAGGAAACUGGUUAGGCCAAUGUGUGCCUCUGUCUUGAGGAGAAAUCUGUGUUAGUGGAAGCCCUUGAGCAUUAUACUUAAGCUUUGGCGGUGCCCUCAAGCAGGUUAACCAAACAGACUGAGGGUAGGUAACUGAUACCCUGAGGUCACAGGUAAACAUGCAGAGACUGUACACAGAGCUGAUUCACCUGACUGGCAGGGAGGCAAUGAUGGCCACGCCCAACCGGACAAGGUUUCAGGUUCCAAUUUCAUUGUUUUGUUCCUCCAUAUGCACACCUGACGGCGCAGGCUGAGGGCAGACGUGUGCAGUCAGCAUGGGUUGCUGAACUUACCUCUUUUCCUGGUUCUUUCCCUUCGUUUUCUUGUCAGUAACAGAAACAAACAAAAACCCGUCAGCCUUUUUUAAAAUUUAUUUUCACACAAGCGACAGAACAAUAACUUGCUGGAUCUCCUCGAAAAGCUUAAUUUGUUGGAAACAGAUUGCAAAUAAAUGAAAGGUAAGUGGUUUAGGGGGGGGGAAAUGUUUUCAUUGUUUAUGCAUUUAGCGCCGUACAAUGUAAUGCCGGCUUGCACAAUUUGUGGUCCACCACUAAUAUAGGCAGCCCUCUGGCGCAAUGUUCAAGCUUCCUGGUUUUGCUUCCCGCCUGACGCUGAAAGAGCCAGGGCAAGCUGUCAGCUCACAAUAUAUGGCUGGGGGAAAUCCUGCCUGGCCUGCUCUUGGGCCUUGAGGAACAACUUGAUCUGCAGUCAUUAGCAGGUGAUAUUGUUUAUUCCCCAUGCUAUGAGGAGCUGCAGUCAGAUGGUGAAUUCUGCACAUCAUUUGGUUUAAAAGGCACUUGGGCAAGCCAGACAGUUCCUGACUCUCGCCGCCAACCCUCUCAGCUAUGUAUUGUGACUUGCCAAUAGCCUAAUAACUUGCCCUCUAAGUUGCACAGCAAAAGCAAACCCAGGAAGUUUAUUGCUCUGGUUGUGGAGUGUUGUUUGGCUUGAUGGAUCACACGUUGUACAGGCCUGGUGCAACACAAGCCAGAAAGACAAGUCUCUGCCCUGAGGAGCUUACGGUUUGUAUUUUUUAAGUGUGAGGGAAGCCAGGAAAGGGAGAGCGACAAAGGAAGGAAUGGAAAGGCAACCUUAGCAUAACCUCUUGGCAAUUUUGAAGACUAAUCUACAAUGUACUUGUCUCAAAUUUCACUUGCCUGUGCAAAAUAAAUAGCAUGCUGUGGAUCUACUUUCCAAGGUGAAAAAAAAAAGAGAAAUAAUGAGCUGAAAUGUUAUCAUUCAAAAACAUUUUCACAUGCUUAGAACACCAGUGACUAAAAUGGGCGAAAAGGCUACCAAACGUACAGAGUAGUGUAACCAAAUCUUAACUUUACUUCUGUUUAACCCGUUAUAUCCAUUUUCUGGUUGGUUGUUUUAAGAAAGGGGCCAUAGUUCUGUAAUCUUGCGGUGUUUUGAUUUGGUUUUGCUUCCUUUUGGCCUACAGAAAACUAGCUCUUCAGGGAGCAGACCUCUUCCCUGACUUGCUAGUUUUCCAUAAGCAGGGAUCUCUUGAUGUGAUGGGACAUUCGGACAUGUGGUACCACCUGCCACGUUCCCAGGAUCUGGAAGGAAGAAUGGAGGUGGUUAGAGAGCCAGCAGCUCUUCAAGGCUAGGAUGGAAAAAUAUGGAGAGACUUAAGCCUUCAGGGCAUGAUCAGUGCCAUAUUUUGGAGUAAAGGUAAAGGGACCCCUGACCAUUAGGUCCAGUCGUGGCCGACUCUGGGGUUGCGGCACUCAUCUCGCUUUAUUGGCCAAGGGAGCCGGCGUACAGCUUCCGGGUCCUGUGGCCAGCAUGACGAAGCCGCUUCUGGCGAACCAGAGCAGAGCAGCGCACGGAAACGCUGUUUACCUUCCCGCCAGAGCAGUACCUAUUUAUCUACUUGCACUUUGACGUGCUUUUGAACUGCUAGGUUGGCAGGAGCAGGGACCAAGCAACGGGAGCUCACCCCGUCGCGGGAUUCGAACCGCCGACCUUCUGAUCGGCACGUGUCCCUUAUAUUUUGGAGUAGGGAACUGUAGAAUCAUGGCAUUCUUCUGGGAGGAAUAUUCGUCCUGUAAAUCAACAAUGAGAUAGUGGAAGGGGCUGGUGCAUUUAACAGAGAAAGUGAGUGCUUUUAGAAACAGCAGCAAACAAACAAAUAGACCUUGGUAAGAGAGAGAGAGAGAGAGAGAGAGAGAGAGAUGAGCAGUUUUCCUUCCUGCUGUGUUUUCAUAUACAUUCCUCCCCUUUUUCUCUUCUCUUCCCCUCUUUCUCAUACAGCUGUGCAAAUAAGUCUACAAAAGUUGCUAGCCCGCGAGACAACAACAACAACCAACAAACACUAGCCGGCUUACCCACACAUCCCUCCUCCUAGUUAUUUGUGACAUAUUGCCGAUGCCUGGAAACUUUCCCAGCGUGCAGCGAUGUAGCAACACAUCCUCCCUUUUAAUGGGCUUCUAGACUACACUGAUAUAAACAAACAUAUAUGCAGAUAAUUUGGCAAAAACAUGUCUACAGUGCUUAGGGGCAAACAGCCUCCUACUUUCUGAAGGAGAGAUAACCAUCUCUUCUCCGUUUAGUGCCAGGAAAUCUGAUGGUUAAAUUCCUUUUUGCUGUGUAAAGGAUCACCUAUUCACAGUCACACUGCGUACAGCGGGAUUAAGAGAGAUGUUUGAGCUUAGCCUCCGGCUCUGCUUGGCAAAGUACUUGACCUCUUCAAGUCACAAUAUGCUUUUGAUUUUUUUGAUCUUUUUAAGCAUCAUGGUAUGCAUUUCUGCUUUGCCCUCGGAAGGACCUGGCAGCUGCCUUACAUUCUCUGCUAGCUUCCUGGUUCAAUUUUUUUGCAAUGUGCUCUCUGUGUGGCUGCCUUUCAAGGCUGCCUUACUUGAACUGCUCAGUUGGUCCAAAAGUGCAGCUGCCUGACAGUUGGCUGAGUCAGCUGCAUAGAGCAUAUGGCAUAUGAUACCUGUGCAGUGGUACCUCUGGUUACGAACUUGCCGUAUUUUUUGCUCUAUAAGACUCACUUUUUCCCUCCUAAAAAGUAAGGGGAAAUGUGUGUGCGUCUUAUGGAACGAAUGCAGGCUGCGCAGCUAUCCCAGAAGCCAGAACAGCAAGAGGGAUUGCUGCUUUCACUGCGCAGCGAUCCCUCUUGUUGUUCUGGCUUCUGGGAUUCAGAAUAUUUUUUCCCUUGUUUUCCUUCUCCAAAAACUAAGUGCGUCUUAUGGUCUGGUGCGUCUUAUAGAGCGAAAAAUACGGUAAUUCGUUCUGGAGGUCCGUUCUUAACCUGAAACUGUUCUUAAGCUGAGGUAGCACUUUAGCUAAUGGGGCCUCCCGUUGCCGCCGCUCGAUUUCUGUUCUCAUCCUGAAGCAAAGUUCUUAACCCAAGGUACUAUUUCUGGGUGAGCGGAGUCUGCAACCUGAAGCGUCUGUAACCCAAGGUACCACUGUAUUGUAACAUCUUUACUGGUUGCCUGUCAGUUUUCAAACACGGUUCAAGAUGCUGGCUUUUUAAAAACCCUAGAAUCAUAGAAUUGUAGAAUUGGAAGGGAUCCUGAGGGUCAUCUGGUCCAACCCCCUGCAAUGCAGGAAUCUCAACUAAAGCAUAACAACAACAACAACAACAACAACAACAACAACAAUUUGUUUGUUUAUUUAUACCCCACCCAUCUGGCUGGUUUUCCCCAGCCACUCUGGGUGGCCCCCAGCAGAAUAUUAAAAACACGAUAAAACACCAAACAUUAAAAACUUCCCUAAACAGGGCUGCCUUCAGACGUCUUCUAAAAGUCAGAUAGUGAUUUAUUUCCUUGACAUGUGAUGGGACGGUGUUCCACAGGGCGGGCGCCACCACUGAGAAGGCCCUCUGUUUGGUUCCCUGUAGCUUCACUUCUUGCAGUGAGGGAAUUGCCAGGCGGCCCUCGGAGCUGGACCUCAGUGUCCGGGCUGAACGAUGGGGGUGGAGACACUUUAUGACAGAUGGCCAUCCAGCAAAAACUGUUUUGGGAAUUAGCACGGUAAAUUGCUUCUUAUUCUUACUUCUCCCCUCUGCUUUCUCCUGAAGGAGUCCAAGGCAGCAUGCAAUAGAAAAUAGAUACAACUGAAAACAAAUCUAAAUUAAGUUUGAACUAAAAGCAGUCAAAUUGCUAUUCUAGCAGGAAAGGAAUAGAAGGCUCAUGACAACAAUUGUCAUCUGAAGGCCAAGAUAAACAAACGUGUCUUAAAGGCAGGCCAACACUACUGACCGUGCAAAGGAGAAGCAUAAAUUGAUAGUACGUAGAAGUAGAGCAGGCAUAGGCAAACUCGGCCCUCCAGGUGUUUUGGGGACUACAACUCCCAUCAUCCCUAGCUAACAGGACCAGUGGUCAGGGAUGAUGGGAGUUGUAGUCCCAAAACAUCUGGAGGGCCGAGUUUGCCUAUGCCUGAAGUAGAGUCACCUUAGGCUUGGGAGCAAAAUAUGACCCUCCAGGCAAGAACUAAAGCACAGCCACGUAUGGGCAAGUCCCUUGGGCCAAAGUCCAACAGUCAAGAAAUGCAGUCCAGAGUCAAACCCAAAGCACAGUCCCAGCAGAGAUCUUGGAGCAUCCAAGCCGAAGUCCACCACCAUGGGCAGUUGAGCAGACAGAGCACCUCAGCUCUGCUCCCCUUACCUCCCUUGAGUUUUGAUGGUAGCACCUGGGCUUGGCGAAGCAUGUGACCAUCACCUGUGUUGAGCUUAAUCUACUUGAGAAACCACAUCCCUCCUCCCAGCUCCAUCUGGUACGCAGGCUGAGACCCUACCUGCCCGCAGACUGUCUCGCCAGAGUGGUGCAUGCUCUAGUUAUCUCCCGCUUGGACUACUGCAAUGCGCUCUACGUGGGACUACCUUUGAAGGUGACUCGGAAACUGCAAUUAAUCCAGAAUGCAGCAGCUAGACUGGUGACUGGGAGUGGCCGCCAAGACCACAUAACACCAGUCCUGAAAGAUUUUCAUUGGCUCCCAGUACGUUUCCGAGCACAAUUCAAAGUGUUGGUGCUGACCUUUAAAGCCCUAAACGGCCUCGGUCCUGUAUACCUGAAGGAGCGUCUCCACCCCCAUCAUCCAGCCUAGACACUGAGGUCCAGCGCCGAGGGCCUUCUGGCGGUUCCCUCGCUGCGAGAAGUGAGGUUACAGGGAACCAGGCAGAGGGCCUUCUCGGUGGUGGCGCCUGCUCUGUGGAACGCCCUCCCAGCAGAUGUCAAGGCAAUAAACAACUAUUUUACUUUUAAAAGACAACUGAAGGCUACCCUGUUUAGGGAAGUUUUAAUGUCUGAUGCUGUAUUGUUUUUAAUAUUCAGUUGGAAGCCGCCCAGAGUGGCUGGGAAAAUGCAGCCAGAUGGGAGGGCUAUAAAUAAUAAACUAUUAUUAUAAGAGCUAAUGAGCCCCUUCUGGCCAGCUAGUGUGUGUCCUUGCCUUGCCAGAGCGUACCUCCCGCCGCUCCUAUGCUUCAGGGCCCACCUUGUUUGUGGAGACGGGGGGUCCUCUGGCUAUGAUGAAGGGUCCUGUUCCUCUGGCCACUGCACACUGACCCCCACCUCCUUGCCUACCUCUGUCACCCCAUUAAUACUUCCCACAAUCCCAACCUCACCUUUCCCAUACCCGGCUUGCCCCGGUGGGUCCCAGUCAUGGCUACACCCCUCGCUAGCAUCCUCUUCCUGCACCCCACUAGCAGGACCAGUGGACAGGGAUGAUGGGAGUUGUAGUCCAACAACAGCUAAGGACUCGAGGUUGAGGAAAAACUGCCAUAAAACCUUCUUAACAGCUCCAUAUGCUCAGUUCAUCAAGUGAGUCCUCUGCUCCAGAAAACUCACUAUGAGUGGUAAAGUGAGAGACUGCAAGGAGCAGGGACCUUUUGGUCAUGGCACCUUCUUCCAAAAUUUCCUCCUGGAAUGGGGACGGGACUGUCGACGAGUCCAUUCUGUUGGGUCUUCGAGAAGUCUAGUAAAAGCUUUGCCAGGCUUUGGGGGCCAUUGGGCUAGCAUUAAAUGCAGUUCUUUCCUGGGUUAUUUUAUGCGCCAGUAAUGAUGUUUUAAGGUUUGAUGUUGGGGUAAAUCUUCAUAGCUUGCUGUGAAUGUAUGGUGGCUCACCAGGAGCCUGAUAAACCUGCUGUUUAGAAUGAAAGCAGGAAGGAUUUGCCACACACACCUGGCAGGCCAUAAUAUGUGACUGGUGGGCUGCAUAAGGCUUGGUAGUUCAUGGCUGUAUUUUGGUUAUUUCUACUCUUUUUAACGGGACGCAGGUGGCGCUGUGGGUUAAACCACAGAGCCUAGGACUUGCCGAUCAGAAGGUCAGAUCAGAAGGUCGGCGGUUUGAAUCCCCGCGACGGGGUGAGCUCCCGUUGCUCGGUCCCAGCUCCUGCCAACCUAGUAGUUUGAAAGCACAUCAAAGUGCAAGUAGAUAAAUAGGUACCGCUCCGGCAGGAAGGUAAACGGCGUUUCCGUGCGCUGCUCUGGUUCGCCAGAAGCGGCUUAGUUAUGCUGGCCACAUGACCCGGAAGCUGUACGCCGGCUCCCUCGGCCAGUAAAGCGAGAUGAGCGCCGCAACCCCAGAGUCUGUCACGACUGGACCUAAUGGUCAGGGGUCCCUUUACCUUUACCUUUACUCUCUUACAAUGUUUGCAUUAUUUGAGGGGGGGAGUGAUGAAGAAUUCAUUCGACAGCAGCAGCAUCCCAUUGUAGCAGCAUCCCAUGAAACUGUUCCUAAAUGAGCUAAGCAUGAAACCCAGCCAGAUGGGCGGGUAUAAGUAAUAAAAUUAUUAUUAUUGGCAUAAAAAUUUAAGAAUUGCCCUCCUGGACCAGGCCAGCUGUCUGAACCAUGUAGUUUCCCACCUUCAAUCUGACUCAUCAGAAACUCAAAACGAAACAGACUGAAGGUGGAGAUACACAUAACAUUUUUUCCCCCAAGUAGUGGCGUCAGUUUGGAAGUUUUGCAUUCAGUGCAAAAGGAACUUUUCUGUUCAAGGUCAAGUCCUGAAGGGAGAUGGGUGGGAACCACAAUUCUGCAAACUGACUGCAGAAGCUCUGAUUGGCAGGCACCCACGAUGUCAUCAAGAAGCCUCUUCUUUCCAAUCCCCAGAGCAGUUUUGAGCUUUUUAAAGUUUUGUUUAAAAAACCCAAAAAAUCACUGCAAUGACCGAUGACAGGAGAAUAAGGUCUGCUGGCAUUUCCAUCUUAUUCUGAUUGUGAAGCCAAGAGGAAGCUGGUUUUGGGGGGCCACUAUUGAAAGAGUUUAAUAGUAUGCCUGUCUCCUCAACGGUGAUGUGGGUUUUCUAUUUAAAAAAUGAAUUGGAAAAAUUUAGGGUAAUUUGCAUUGGGAAAUUAUUUGAUGUCCUGGAGAAUGAUCUAAUUCAGCAUGAUUGUUUUCCUUGUUUUAGCAACCAAAGCUAAAAGCUUUGAAACUGCCAAGCCGGCCAAAUACUUUAUUUGUAAUUGGAAUUCAUUGUUACGAAUGGACUUAUGAAAUGGAAAAUUUUCUGCCUCAGAUCACUGCUCCCCUUUGCCCUGCUAAUUUAGUUUGGUACAUGUGCUCUAAUUGUCUUUAUUAACUAGGGAGAGUUGGCUAAUCAGACUGUUUUCUGGUAUCUAUCCUUAAUCUCUGCCCCCGUUUUGUCCCUGCUUUCCUUUAGGGGGAAUUUUUGAGGGGCAUUUUUGACCUGCAAUACAUACAUGUGCCCUGGUAUUCAUUAACUUGCCUUCUGCAUCCCCCUCCCUGUAACUGCCUAUCCAGAAAGCAAAUGUUGCUGGUGCAUCUGAGCUGCAGCUACUCUAUAAUAUUUAAAAACCAGAUCCAUUGUGGGAGUAAACGUUCUAUCAAACAUUUGUAAUUUAAAAAAUAAAUAAACAAAUAGGAAAUCUAGCCUAUGAAAGUUGGGGGAAAGUCCUUUGGAAGAAUUCCCAUUGUGUUCAGUUUGGCUUACACUCAAGUAAGCAUGCAUGGGAUUGCAACCUCAGUUUAACACAACUGCUUAAAAAGCCAACUCACCUUGCCAACAAAGGUCCGUAUAGUUAAAGCUAUGGUUUUCCCAGUAGUGGUGUAUGGAAGUGAGAGCUGGACCAUAAAGAAGGCUGAUCGCCGAAGAAUGGAUGCUUUUGAGUUAUGGUGCUGGAGGAGACUCUUGAGAGUCCCAUGGACUGCAAGAAGAUCCAAACUCUCCAUUCUUAAGGAAAUCAGGCCUGAGUGCUCACUGGAAGGACAGAUCCUGAAGCUGAGGCUCCAAUACUUUGGCCACCCCAUGAGAAGAGAAGACUCCCUGGAAAAGACCCUGAUGCUGGGAAAGAUGGAGGGCACAAGGAGAAGGGGACGACAGAGGACGAGAUGGUUGGACAGUGUUCUCGAAGCUACCAGCAUGAGUUUGACCAACCUGCGGGAGGCAGUGGAAGACAGGAGUGCCUGGCGUGCUCUGGUCCAUGGGGUCACGAAGAGUCGGACACGACUAAAUGACUAAACAACAACACAACAACAGGGUAGACAGGAUAAAUGGAUAGACAGUAAUCAGGGAAGAAUGUUCAACAGUGUGCUAGAAUGUGAGUGUGUGAGACAGACAGGCAGUGAUAAUUGAUGUAAGAAUAGGCAUCCGUCUGUCUCGGGAGACAAUGGAAGAAUCAUACCACUGGAAGUCAAACCACUGGGCAGCUACAGUGCCUUCUGUGGCUGUAGAGACCAAUACAGAAGAGACAUGUUUUGUUGCAGGUGGGGUAGUUGUAGGUGUCCAGCUGUGCUUCUGCAGGUGUGCCAUGGCAUUGCUUCUUUCUGCACUCCUCCCAACAGUCAUUCCCCCUCGGGCAUUGCUGUGGGUACACAACCUGACUUACUCUUUUCAGUCAUCUACAAGGAAUUCCCAUGUAUACAUAUUAUAUUGCUGGCAUCCGUCUGUCUCGAGACAAUGGAGUGAAGUCAAACCACUGUGUUAGCGGCACUGAAGUGAGCUCCCUGGGGCGCAAGCCUUGGCAGUGUGUCUGGAGGUCCUGGACUGCACAGACGACAAGACCUCUCAGCCUCACUGAUGUGGUCUAAAGGAAAGCAGAGCGAUAUGCUUGGCACUGGCUUAGCUGCAGGAGUUGCAAGAAGUAGGCCUAUAAGGCGCCACUCAAGUGUCUUAGGGACUCAACUCUGGAUUUGUGUAGGGUUUACUCCAGGGGUCAGCAAACUUUUCCAGCAGGGGGCCGGUCCACUGUCCCUCAGACCUUGUCGGGGGCCGGAUUAUAUUUUGAAAAAAAUGAACGAAUUCCUAUGCACCACAAAUAACCCAGAGAUGCAUUUUAAAUAAAAGCACACAUUCUACUCAUGUAAAAACACCAGGCAGGCCCCACAAAUAACCCAGAGAUGCAUUUUAAAUAAAAGGGCACAUUCUGCUCAUGUAGAACAUGCUGAUUCCUGGACCAUCUGCAGGCCGGAUUUAGAAGGCGAUUGGGCCAGAUCCGGCCCCCAGGCCUUAGUUUGCCUACCAUUGGUUUACUCCUUAGCCUUUUCUUCUCCCGAUAGCCCGCAAGGUGGCGGAGGUUUCGUAUGAGAGUUUUCCUUCUCCUAGAUGGGCUGCUUUCUCAGGUUGACAAGCCCCACCUGCCCCUCACUUUCCUCUACAGCGUGUGCAGAAACUACCUUCUUGACUGUUGGACCCACCAUUAGUCUCAUCUGUUCAAUCCACCGGAGCUUGUCUUUGCAUGCAGGGGAAGCGCUCAAUUCACCAAGGGUUUGCUGGGAUGCAUAUAAAUACAUAUACAUACUAGCAGUUUGAAAGCACACAAGUGCAAGUAGAUAAAUAGUUACCACUGCGACGGCAAGGUAAACGGCUUUUCCGUGCGCUCUGGUUUCCGUCACGGUGUCCCGUUGCGCCAGAAGCGGUUUAGUCAUGUUGGCCAAAUGAUCUGGAAAGCUGGCUGUGGACAAACGCCGGCUCUCUCGGCCUGAAGCAAGAUGAGCACCUCAACCCCAUAGUCGCCUUUGACUAGACUUAACCAUCCAGGGGCCCUUUACCUGUUACCUUACAUAUACAAGAGUGUCCUCAUUUGAAUCUGAAAUCUCGAACGGUCAGGUGGCUUCAUGGUUCCGUUCUCUGUGUUCAUUGCAGAUGUCAUGGUCCCCUCAGUACCGGAGUUCAAAAUUCCGCCAUGUUUACGGCAAGGCAGCCAGUAAGGAGAAGUGCUAUGACUGUGUGCCUAUCACCCGCAGUGUUCACGACAAUCACUUCUGCGCUGUGAACCCGCAUUUCGUUGCUGUUGUGACCGAAUGUGCCGGUGGAGGAGCCUUUCUUGUAAUACCAGUAAAUCAGGUAAGUACCACCAUACUGACAGGUGUAGCUGGUUUUGUGUGUUUGUACGUUUCGGUGGGCAAUGGAACCUCCUAAAGCCCAAAUGGCCCAUUCAUUUUAACAGAGGAGCAUAUUUGGAGUAAGGCAGAGGUUUUCAACCUCUUUGAGCCCACGGCUCUCUUGUGGCACCCCUGUGGGGCCCAGGAGCCCAGUAAUGCCACCCCUUGUCUGCAGAGCUGGCAACUUCUCAUCCUUUUUCAGACACCCUCCCUUGUAAAGUGUUCCCUCAACCUCCUCUCCCCUCUCCUUGGGAGUCCUCUGGGCAGCCGUAGCUGCCGCCCCUGGUCUGUGAGCUGCCCCCCUGCCCCAAAGAGAGGUGCCUCCUCACACUGCCCCACAGGGGCCUGGGAAGCACCCCCUGGCCAGUCACAGAGGCACCAUUCGCCUGCGGAGCUUGUAGCCAGGGCUGCUGCAACAAACAGCUGUGCAAGCCUUUGGGAGGCAGAGAUGUGAGAGGGCAUCAGAGGAGGGAGGGAGGGAAAGAGGGACAGAGGCCAGUGUUGCCCACGGCACCCCUGACCGUCCUUCAAGGCACCCCAGGGUGCCACACUGGUUGAAAACCAAAGUGACUGAAAGGCCAACAGUAUUGGAUCUAUCUACUGACGCUCUCUCUCAUGAACUGGGAACUAGGGCAAAGGGCUCAUUUACACACAUGCACACAAACCCCAUAUAAACUCCUUUUGCACUGCAUGGGUUCAUUUUGCUUGCGGCUCACGCACUGCUGAGUUGCAGAAGAACUGUCUGGGACCUCCUCCCUGCCCAUACAAACACCAGGACUCCUCUGGAAGAGCUUGUUGUUGCAGGUUGAAGGGGGCUUAAAGAGCCCUUUUGCCUUUCCCACUCAUCCUGACUUGCUUGGUGAGCCCUUUGCAGAUGUAUUGGUUUUCAUAAGAGAAAGCCAUAUUUUUAGGAGAGGGUCCGUGGGAUAUGAGGCUCUGCUGGGGGCCAGACUGAGGACUUAAACCACUUGCCACCAAUUCUUGUUCUAAAGAUGGUGAUAGAGCUAUAGGAAUAUCCAAAAGGUUGUCAUCCAGGAUAAAGUCACGAAUGGUUCCUUUUGUAAAUGUAUGUAAUUCUGGGGCUGGUUUUGGACAACACAUUCACAGGGUGAUUGGACUGAAUGACUAUUCCAAAAAGCACUCUUUUUAAAAAAAAGAUGUAUUUUGUUUUCAAAAGUGUUCAUACUUUAGCAUCAAUAAUAUCUUUAAUUUAUCCAUUGACUUCCCAUCCCCCAUGGGGUUCUAUGUUUAUCUUUAAUGUUGCAUAUUUUAACUUAUAACACUCCAUAUGUACAUCCUAAGUGAUUAGCCUUAAUGUGUUUCUUCUCUUGCUCAUAUUUCAAACCCUCCUCACGUUUUCACGUAGCUAUAAUAGCUCUUUAGAUGUUCUCCAAAAGCACUCUUAAUUGGUUAUUGCCCCUUUAAGACAGGGUUUACUAACCAUUUUUCACCCUGGGGAAAACCUUUUGAGGGUUGUAUAACAGUGGUGGUGUGGCCGAAAGUGGGUGUAUUAAUAUCUUGGUCCUCCAAACAUCACCUGUGUUUCCUUUAUGUAAUAGAUAUAUGUUAUAAGCCAAAGGACCAUGGUCUGCAACAACAGAAUCUUACUUACAUACAGUGGUACCUCGCAAGACGAAUGCCUCGCAAGAAAAAAAACUCGCUAGACGAAAGGGUUUUUUGUUUUUUGAGCUGCUUUGCAAGACGAUUUUCGCUAUGGGCUUGCUUCGCAAGACGGAAAUGUCUUGCAAGUUUGUUUCCUUUUUCUUAACACCGUUAAUACAGUUGCGACUUGACUUCGAGGAGCAACUCAUAGAACGCGGUGUGGUAGCCUUUUGAGGUUUUUAAAGACUUUGGUGAUUUUUGAAGCUUUUCCAAAACUUUCCCGACACCGUGCUUCGCAAGACGAAAAAAUCGCAAGGCGACAAAACUCGCGGAACAAAUUAAUUUCGUCUUGCGAGGCACCACUGUAUUUAGUAUAAUCCUCUCUAACCUUUACAGUGCCCCUCAAAACACCUGUCUGCUACAGACCCCUUGUGGUGAAAAUAUAUACAAUAAGAAAAAUGUCUUUUAGCUCAGCUCUCUGUAAGGUUAAGAGGCCAUUUUAAGACUCCAGUCCAGAUAGAGGCACAGCAAAUACAUAUACCCAGCCCACAACAGCGGUUGGAAAUUUGCAUUUCCUAUCUACGUUGCAAUGCAAAUGGAAAUAUGCUUCCCAUCCUCAGUGUGUGUUGCAAGCAGGGUUGCACAUCACAACCACAUUCAUACUGUUUGAGAUGAAGGAAACUCCUGUGCAAGAGCCUCUCUCCUUUGCUGUUUCUGGGUAGUAUUUGAAAACACACGUAAGAUGCAGUUAUUGCAGGUUCUUAAUCUGUAUUGGGAGUCUAGCUUUGCAACCUACCCAUUACAGAAUAUAUUCCAGCUGGUUCCAUGCUGAAUUUGUCAUCAUUUUCCCUCUUCCUUCAUACAUCAGGUCUGUCUUUUCCCCUAAGCCACACAUACAUGGUUAUUCAUUUAAAUGUCCAUCCUUCACCAUCCAAAAAACCCCAAACAAACCUCAAAUGUUCAAAAAAAAGUUGUGAAAGUAAAUCAGGAAUUGAGGGGUGUGUGUGACAUUUGUGGCGUCACAGAAACUAGCCAAUAGGCACCACUCACAGCUCCAUUUCAAAUCAGCUAUGCUGGAAACUGGCAGAAAGCUUGCCUUAGGAGAGAAAAAUAUAAGUGCUUGUAUUAAACAUAUGGGCAUUCUCAGACUGGCUUAGCUGCUCUAAAAUAUGUUUUUCUUCGCCCUAAAUUUGUAUGUGUUUUGUUUUCAGUCCUUCCCUACUGGAUUGCUUCCAGAUUAUCAGUAUUUUGUGGGAGGGAUUCAAGUGCAUAGAAGAAAUUUAGCAUUGCAGAAUCAACGUGGAUCAGUGCACUCUGUCACCCUAGUACAAGAAUCUACUUUUUUAAUUAAAAGAAGCAGCAGCAGACUUUUUGCAGUUAGGAAAGUGACAGAGAAAUGCAAUGAAAAGUGUGGGAUGAAUACAUGAUUCACAGGAAGAUGUAUAAACACCCUGCACAAGCAAAUCAGAAUGAAUGGUCAAUAAAGACUGGAUGAGUCUAAUUUCCACAGAACUUUGUGCAAGCGACUCAGGAUGACUGCUCAGUAAACAAAUAAUCUGAAGGAGCCCCUAGUCUGUGUAGUUUGUAUCCAAACCCUGCAAAAGAGAACACAAUCAAGUUAUGGCAACUGUUGAUACUGGUGGUUUAAUAUGGGUAGGAAAUGGCUCCAAGAGACAGAUACAUUAAGGGGUCAAGAUAAAACCAUGAAGGACAAGACACACUGGAGAGUUCUGUUUUGCUUUGUGUCGAUUGACAGGCCUUAUCAGAGACGUUGCAGUUUGGGAACUAAAUAUUUCUGUUUGUUUCCAGACAGGAAAACUGGACCCGCAUUACCCUCGCAUCUGUGGGCACAAAGGGAAUGUUUUAGACAUUAAGUGGAACCCUUUCGAUGACUUUGUAAUAGCCUCAUGCUCUGAAGAUACCACUGUAAGUUUUGGGAACCUCUGGAGUGAUAUAACCCCUGUCAGGUGCAGACAGAAGGCUGCCCAGUUUCCUAACUAUGGUUAGAAGAUCGAGAUUAUCCCAUAGGCUCACCCCCUUUCCUUUCAUAGCUGUAGUUAGUGUUAAGUCAGCACUGUUCUAACCAUGGUUAAAGGUAAAGGGACCCCUGACCAUUAGGUCCAGUUGUGGCCGACUCUGGGGUUGCGGCGCUCAUCUCGCUUUAUUGGCUGAGGGAGCCGGCGUACAGCUUCCGGAUCAUGUGGCCAGCAUGACAAAGCUGCUUCUGUCGAACCAGAGCAGCGCACGGAAACGCCGUUUAUCUUCCUGCCAGAGCAGUACCUAUUUAUCUACUUGCACUGGUGUGCUUUCGAACUGCUAGGUUGGCAGUAGCAGAGACCGAGCAACGGGAGCUCACCCCGUCGCGGGGAUUCAAACUGCCGACCUUUUGAUCAGCAAGUCCUAGGCUCUGUGGUUUAACCCACAGCGCCACCCGCCUCCCCCUAACCAUGGUUAGCUCAAACCAAAGCCAGCAGAUAUGUUUCCGGUUGUGGUUGCCUGCUGUAGAGUGGAUGUAACCACUCUGAAAAUGCUGGUGCGAGCUUAACACUGGUUAGUGAUUCAGAAUUCAAGAGAGAGGUAGGAGCACAAAAGGCAUCAAGGUGUUUUUGAUGAUGAUGGAGACCGGGCCGCAACAUGUUUACACUAGUUCUAAAGGCCUCAUCAUUUGCUAGGAAGGUUCCAAGGGACAGCUGAUAAAGUAACAAGGAGAUACUGUUGUUGGAGCAGUAGGUUUGGAUGUUAGAGCCAGGUUUAACUUGACUGAGUUCAUAAGGUUGUUGCGAGGCCAGAAUGCCAUUCUUUGGAGGCAGGGUGAGAAAUGCAAAUAAAUAGUUCAGUUGAGACUUCUUAAGGUCCUGGUUUGAUGCUUCCACCCUAAAGCAGUAAUGCAGGAAGUGAGACAGAUCAGAUACCCUGCCCCCCUUUUGGGGGGGGGGGCAAUGGAAAGCACAGCUCUCACUGUGCAGAUGGAACAUCUCUAUUGACUUGGUGUUACCUUUGUUUGUGCAUACACUUGGUGGCCCACAUGGUGGAAACAAGGGACAAGAUGGAUUCCUAGACUGCGAGAGUUGGAUAUGCACUGGGUGCGCAUUGAUCCUGCCCCUCUGCCACCCCCUGCAAACCAUCUCUCCAUCCCACAUUCCUUUACCCUCAACUACUGAUUAAGACUUAUUAGUCCUGGUUGCUGCUGCUAAUGGCAGGUGCUGAUUAACGGAGCUGGCUUAAAGUCUCUGCACUACUGUGUCUCUUAGGUUAAAGUCUGGAACAUUCCUCACCACUUACUCACAACAAACAUCACAGAUGCACAGAAGGAGCUUCUUGGUCAUUCGCGAAGGGUGGGCCUCAUCGAAUGGCACCCAACUGCGAGCAACAUCCUUUUCAGCACCGGCUAUGAUUACAAAGUGAGUCGGGGUCUUGUGACUCUUCAUUUCAAGCAUCAACAUGCUGUUGUUCUAUUCUGCUUCCAUGGGGGGGGGGGGGUUCUUGGGCAGAGUAUCUGAGGUGUGUGAAAUGAAUGAGAGGUUAUAAGUCAUGGGUAGGCAAACUAAGGCCCGGGGGCCAGAUCCGGCCCAAUCGCCUUCUAAAUCUGGCCUGCAGACGGUCUGGGAAUCAGCGUAUUUUUACAUGAGUAGAAUGUGUCCUUUUAUUUAAAAUGCGUCUCUGGGUUAUUUGUGGGGCAUAGGAAUUCGUUGUUCUUUUUUUCCCCUUCCAAAAUAUAGCCUGGCCCCCCACAAGGUCUGAGGGACAGUGGACUGGCCCCCUGUUAUAAGUCUCUGCCACAGCUAGAGGAUUUUGCAUCAUAGUUACUUCCUGCCUUUCAAAACAUGGUGGACACAGUCUAUUCCCAGCAUGCAUAGAGAACACAAAGCAAGAGAGGGGUAAAAAUUCCAGGGGUGCGGGGCAACGGAUAAGCCAGCCCAGAAUUGCCUAUCAGGAUGUUCCCACAACUUGUUUCUUUUGAUUAUGUGUAUGUAUGUGUGUGUUUGUGUGUAGGGAGGUGGCAUGUUGUUGUUAUUUGCGAAAAGCGCCAUAUAAGCCUGAAUUGCAAAUAAAUAUGCUACAGUUCUGCAAUACCACAGAAUAUGGUAUUGGUUGCAGAAUUCAGGCGCAGAAUUGUAGAGUUGGAAGGGACCCUGAGGAUCAUCUAGUGAUUCUAGUCCAAUCCCUGCCAUGCAGGAACAUGCAGCUGUCCCAUAUGAAGAUCAAACCUGCAACCUUGGCAUUAUCAGCACCACGCUCUAACCAGCUGAACUAUCCAUGUCAAACAAGAACCUCAAUUUUCAUCAAAGCCAGCAACAAAUUGGGAUUUUCUAGUCCUUAAUGGUUGCAAAGGAAUGAAGUAAAAGUGGGUGGUGAUGUCUCCUGAAACUUCACAAGCCAGAUUCAUUGCUGGAUGUAGUUUUCAGUGUUCAGGGGCUGGAGCAUUUGCACCCCAUGCAGCCGUCUGUCCUUCCCCAGGGCUAGCAGAAGCUGCAUAAAUUUUGCCCAGGGAAAAACAUGGAAAUGUGCUGUGUGUAAUUUGUCCAAGUUGCAUAGCGUUGGGAGUAGUCAUUGUUCUUUUUGUGCAUUGUCUGCACUGUGGGUGGGGAGCUCUGGAAACAUUCACGAAUGCCCCUCUCUUUGCCUUCAGAUCAUGAUCUGGAACCUUGACACCAAAGAGUCUGUAAUUGAGACCCCGGUGAAGACAAUCCACUUCCACACGGACGUCAUUCUUUCCAUGUCGUUCAACACAGACGGGAGCCUCUUGGCCACGGCCUGCAGGGACAGGAAAAUAAGGGUCAUUGACCCACGAGCAGGAACUGUCUUACAGGUAUGCAGGGCUGGUGAGAUUGAUUAGCGCCACGCGGGAAGACUGCUUGCUGUUUGUUUCAGAUGGCUGAAAGGAUGUUCUCUCUUGUGCAGAGGAGAAGGAUAGGUCUGCAGGUCAGAAGGUGGGGGUGCAUCUUUCUCUGAAACAGCAGGGUCUAGAUCAGAAGAUCUAGCUUAGAUCCUACACCAGGUUUACAUCUGGGGACAUAAACCAGAGCUGCUGUCAUUUACAGCCUUAUUCUGUUCUGCAGCUGGGUAGCACUUUCAAAGUUAGCUUCUCCUGCUCCUGAAUCAUGAUGAAUUGAUUCUGAAUUGGAAUCACAACUCUUUUUCACAUCGGAUGGGCUGUCAGCCUAGCUUGAUAUAGGCAGUUUAGGAGUGGGAAGGUGACUCGGCUGCCGUCCAUGACAUUAAGAUCAUCACUUGACUGCUUGCAGUUACCUUCUCUUUCAGGUGGGGAGUGUCAAUCAAGCUUAGAUGGGUUGGUGGGCCCAAUGUCCCUCCCCGAAGGCCGCCUUGGGGCUAUGCCUGUUAUUUUGCACCAUAAUCGCCACAUUUUGAGGGAGGCAGAAGUCAGUCAUAGGUCAUUCAGUUCAUUUCUAAAGUACCGUAUUUUUCGCUCCAUAAGACACACUUUUUUCCUCUUAAAAUCUAAGGGGAAAUGUCUGUGCGUCUUAGGGAGUGAAUGUGUGGUCCCUGGGGCUGGGUGGGGGGGAACCUGGGCUUCCCCUGCCAGCCCCGACCUGUUCUUUGGGGCUGGCGGUGGGGGAAAGCGCUUCUGGGGCAGCCCGCGAAGCCUUCGCAGGGCAGCGGGGAGCCUUCAUCCCGCUGCCCUGGGGAGGCUUUGCGUGGCUAUCCCUGGCUUUUGCGGGAGGUGGGGGAAGGGACAGAGCGAGGCUCUCUCACUUCCCCCACCUCCUGCAAAAUUCCCCCACCUCCUGAUGCAUAUUUUUUUUCUUGAAUUCCCCCCCCCCCCAAAAAAAGUAGGUGCGCCUUAUGGUCAGGUGCACCUUAUGGAGUGAAAAAUACGGUAUCCCCCUCAUUAUUCAGUGUCCAGCCUGAUGCAUUGUCCUGGACCGGUUGGACUCACAGGAAUAGUGGGAGGGAACCACACAGGGUAGAAGGCUGAGAGCUUAGGUGGGACGACGCCGAGUAAUCAGAGGGAAAAGAUUGGGAAGAGCUGGUGUCAGAAGCUAAAGGCGUAACAGGGCUGAGUGUGCUAAGACAGUCUGUGGCUGAGAGAAGUUCAGAAUCAGAAGUGGAAGCUGGUGAGUGGGAGACCAAGAGGCAGAGAUGAGUCAAGUGGGCGAAGAAGCAAGGAUGUCUUCCCCUUCUGCUGCAACAAGCUACCCUCCUCCCUGCUCUCCCAGAACCAGAAGAGGCAUGAAGUGGGAAGAACAAGGCAGGCAGGUGCAGUCUCCGAUUGCUUGGGGAGGGGGAGGACCUGGAAAGGAGACAUAGAUGGCUGUGGGGAGACAGGAACCUUUAGUCUGGGCAAUUGAUCCAUGGGGCAAGAACUACACUGGUACCUCGGGUUACAUACGCUUCAGGUUACAGACUCCGCUAACCCAGAAAUAGUGCUUCAGGUUGAGAACUUUGCUUCAGGAUGAGAACAGAAAUCGUGCUCCAGCAGCGCGGCAGCAGCGGGAGGCCCCAUUAGCUAAAGUGGUGCUUCAGGUUAAGAACAGUUUCAGGUUAAGUACGGACCUCCGGAACAAAUUGAGUACUUAACCCAAGGUACCACUACUGGGGAUGAGCUGCUGUGCUCACUAGGCUUGAUGCUCAGCCAAGUUCGUGCAGAUCCUGUUCUUGCUAAUAAAGAGUUAACUUCAACAGGCAGGGUGUGAUUUACUGCUGGCUUGCUCCUGUCACUUAUCUACCUGGGAUCCUGAUUCCCAGUUACCCUCUUCAUUGCUCCUGUGAAGUGUUUCUGUGUCCCAAGGCCUGUGGUACACGCAAGUGGAAGACACAAGAGGGUUCUGCAAGAGAAGCCUUUAAGAAGACAGUCCUUUAUGUAGUUUUCUAGCUCAGAUGAUUCAUCAGCUGGUGUGUAAUGUGAUCGUUCCCCAGGAGCACACUGGCGUUCCCCAAGAGGCCUGACAAGCCCUGCCUUGACAGUCCUACCUUAAAUUAGUCUGGUAUGGCUUCCAAAUCAUAUAUUGCUGCAUCAGCUGUACAGGGAGAUAAGCAAAAGCUGUGAAUUUUGAUGGUGGAGGGUUUUCAAAACUUCAGACAAUAGGCAGGUGCAGAUGAGUUUCACUGAAAGAAGCAGCAUUUGGUGUGCUUGAUUUCCUCUGAGUAACACGCCAUGUCUUCUUGCAGGAAGCAAACAACAAGUCUCACAGAGUGAAUAAAGUUUUGUUUCUAGGAAACAUGAAAAAGCUGCUCUCCACGGGGACAUCGAGGUGGAACAACAGGCAAAUUGCACUAUGGGAUCAGGUGAGUUGCUCAGCAAACCACUUCAAGCACUCGCCAUGCUAAUGGUUCCAUCACAGAUCAACACUUUAGCUCUGUCUCUCUCUCUGCUGUUUAGGCCAUGUGCACACACUAAAUCUUUAAAGCUCAUUCAACUAUAGUAUCAGACAGAUAAACAGCUAUGUGCUUUUUAAAAGACAUCUGAAGGCAGCCCUGUUCAGGGAAGCUUUUAGUGUGUGAUGUUGUAUUGUGCUUUUAGUAUUUUUUUUUGUUGGGAGCCGCCCAGAGUGGCUGGGGCAACCCAGCCAGAUGGACGGCAAGCAAACAAACAAAUCAAAGCAAUUAUGAACAGAGAUGUGCAAAGAGCUUCUCUCUGUGAGAAAGCACAACAGUGGCUGAUGUGGGGCAUGGCAUGCCUGCGCCAUUUUGUGUCACUUUCCCUGCUCUUUUAGAUGUGGCAGCCAUUUUGUUUUAUGCCAGGCCCCCACAGCCGCCAUUUUGUGACUGGUGCAAACUCCCUAUGUGCCCAGUGGCCCCAAGAGGUUGGCGGCCCCUGCUCUAAAUCCUUCUGGAACUGCAUUUGUUGUUCUUGUUGUGUUUUGCCACUUUAUAGCUGUUGUUUCUGGUUUCCUCACGCAGGGUGACCUUUCCGUGCCUUUAGUAGAGGAGGAUAUGGACGGUUCCUCGGGUCUCUUGUUUCCUUUCUAUGACUCGGACACACACAUGCUGUAUGUGCUGGGCAAGGUGAGUCCUUGCCCUUGCUACAGAGUCUUAAGUAUGUGGGCAAGACGAUAAAUAAAACUUGUGCGAUAACUAGAUUCCCAUGCCUGGCCAUUGAAACCGCUCUCCACGUGGAACGGGCACUUGAGCGAGUUAAGAACAUGUGGCAGUAUUCUUUAGCUGGGGACCAUGAAAUGUCUUCCUCCAAAUGGUGUGUCGCGAGCCAAGCACACCCUUCUCUUGGAUACAACACUGUCCUCUUGUCUCUCCCAUUAUCUCUAGGGCGAUGGGAACAUCAGGUACUACGAGAUAAGUUCGGAGAAGCCAUACCUAAAUUACCUGAUGGAGUACCGCUCCCCUUUGCCCCAGAAAGGAAUCGGUGAGCUUGCCUACAUUUUCAUUGCUGGUGAUGUGCGAUAAAGGGGUGUCCGUGAGCAACCGAUACGGCAAGAGGCAGCUGGUCAUGGGAAGAUAACGGGCCUCGCUCUGUUCCUCCUUCCCUUCAGUUUUGUCACAGCUGUGCAAUGUGGCUGAGGUUCUUCUUUUCGCCGCUUCCCUUUUGCCACUGAGGGAAUUUCAUCAGAGAACUAUUGCUUUACUUCAGGCUGUUCAAAAAUACCAUUCUAAGAGAACUUUCUCUCCCCCCCCCACCCUUUAGCUGUGUACACAGCAUACAAAGCAUACAAGGCUUCCCCCCCCCCCCCCAAUAAUCCUGGGAACUGUAGUUUAGCUCUUCACAAAGCUACAAUUCCCAGCAGAGUUCCCAGGGGGGAAGCGGUGUCUUUUAACUCGGUUUUAAACACAUGAAGCUUCCAUCUGAAUAUGCAACUGCACCAUAGAGCGACCAUUUUCUAUUCCAACUAACAGACCUCCUUCUCUGGGGGUGCAAAGGGGAGGAAUUGCUUGGCUAUAGCCCAGCCGAAUCCUCAGUCUCUUUAAACAGCCCCCCAACUGCAGAGGAGGAGGUUGUAGCUGUUGGCAUUUUCUAGUUAAAACGCUCCGCGGAAGUUGGAAGUUAAUACUGAAUCUCUGUUGGAAGAGCACACUUUGCCCUGGGUCUAAUUACAUGGAGACUCUGAGUUUAGGAAAAUUAGAAAGUUACUUUUAUUACAGGAAAUGCAUGUUUGAGAGAAAAGAUCCUGGUUCUGUGUGUCUAAGGUAGAGACACAAAGGAUGUCUCUCCUCUCGAGGAGAAAAGCAAAGGAGGAGGAAAUGAGUAGGGUGUGUCAUUUUAGGGGGCGAAUUUAAUUUUUGCAAAUUUAUUCAGUGAGAGGGUCUUAAAAAUAUGUUUUUGGGUGUGAGGAAUUCAAAACUGCUAUUCUUUUUAUGAUCAGACAAUGUUUAGCUUGGUCCGUCUAUGUUUGGUGAAGAAGCACAAAAACUGCUUUUGGAAAACCAAAGAAUUUUAAUUUCACCUUCUGAAAAUAUCAGUUAAUGCCUAAUAACAACAAUAACAAUAAUAAUAGCUACAAGUACUUAGUCAUUUUUAAUGAUUACUAUGCAGUUCUACACAGUUUUACUUCCCAAGCAAAACUGAAUAGCUCAGUAGAUUAGAGCAUGGUGCUGAUAAUGCCGAAGUCGCAGGUCCCAUCCCCAAAUGGGACAGCUGCAUAUUCCUGCAUCGCAGGGGGUUGGAAUGGAUGAUCCUCUGAAUCUCUUCCAACUCUACAAUUCUAUGAUUCUAAAUUAUAUUAACGUAGCCAAAAUAUCUUUUGAAUCCCCAAGUCAUGCUGCAACUUUUCAGAACCCCUCAUUUUGGAAGUUGAAAAAUUCAGCAAGCCCUAGGAAAUGAGAUCAGCAACCCUGAGAGGUCUAAUGCCUGAGAGAAGGUCAGCACCAAUUAUGUAGGUUGGAAAGGACAGUCUAAAACAGGCUCUUCCUCCCACGCUUUCCCAAGCAAACACAUCAGCCUCCACUGCAAGCUGAGUUGCAUCCCAACACUUCUCAACAGUAGCUCUGGGCUUUUCCUGAUGCAAGUCACUUCCCGCUUGCUACUGUAGAUUUUGCCGCAAGGCAAACCAAGGGUGAGGCAGUGAGACCAGCAGAGAAAAACGGAGUGGCUGUUAAAGAGACAGGAGAGUUUUCCAAUUUGUUCCCUGGUGAUCCCACAUCAGGUUGGAGACAGAGGUAGCAACGUUUAAGAGGAGUUGGAUGGGAGAAAAAAAUUGCACAGAGAAGGAAGCAGUGUGUUCUGUGAUGGUUGGAGAAAGACAAUGUCGUAAGUGCUGGGUGGGAGGUAAAGACGUAAGAGGCCAACCGUGCUCCCUGCUCUCUGUUUUCCCCCCUCUACAAGUCUCCCUGCAUGUUUGUAGAGGAAGAGGAGCAGCUGGAGUUUUAGGCCCCAUGUUAAGUGCCUCCCUCGAUCAGUGGCCCAUCUAGUCCAGCAAUCUGCUUUUGCAGUGGCCAGUUAGAUGUUGUGGGAAACUUGUAAGCAGAAAUGGAGCUCUGCACUUGUGCUUCCUCACAAGUGGUACAGUCAUACCUCGGGUUACAGACGCUUCAGGUUGCGUUUUUUCGGGUUACGGACCCGCCAAAACCCAGAAGUAUCGGAACGGGUUACUUCCGGGUUUCGGCGGUUGCACAUGUGCAGAAGCACUAAAUUGCGCUUUGCGCAUGCGCAGAAGUGCCAAAUCGCAACCCGCGCGUGCGCAGACGUGCCGCUGCAGGUUGCGAACGUGCAUCCCGCACGGAUCAAGUUUGCAACCCGAGCGUCCACUGUAUUCAGAAACUUACUGCCUCCAGCAGUAGAGACAGAACAUGACUAUCAUGGCUAGUGGCCAUUGAUAGUUUUAUCAAUGCCUCAAUCAUUUUGGCUGCACUUCCCUGAACCUUUUCCAGCUUUUGGAGGUCAGGCGACGAGAUCUGUUCACAGUAUUCCAAAUGCAGUCACACCACAGAUUUGCAUAAUGGGAUUGUGGUAAUUGCCAGUUUUAUUAGCAGUGUUGGCCAGUGCAUGUCUAGUUUCACACUGCCAUAACACUUCUCCCUGCUUCCCCGGUCUUUAGGUUUCAUGCCAAAGAGGGGUCUGGAUGUCUCUUCCUGCGAGAUCUUCCGAUUCUACAAACUGAUCCCAGCCAAGUACCUGAUAGAGCCAGUGUCUAUGAUAGUUCCGCGUCGGGUGAGUGAAUCUCUCCUGGCUUUCGCUGGGUGGCUUCUAAACAGGGCAGGGGGGUGGUGGCACUUGUUCAGAUGUAAGCCAGUGUGCUCUGGUAUCUCUCUGCAGUCUGAAUCGUACCAGGAAGACAUCUACCCGAUGACAGCUGGAGCCCAGCCAGCCCUGACGGCACAAGAAUGGCUAAGCGGCAGUAAUAAAGGUCAGUGAGACCCAAAGGGCCUGAAUCAAAAUGAUGUCCUCCUCUCUCUGGUCUGCAUCGUGUUAACAGCAGACCUAGAGGAUCAGGUGAGCGACACACCUGUAGGAGCAUUGCUAGGUUUGAGCGGGGACCCUGCGCAAGAUGCCCUUUAAGCGCCCACCUCCCAUAUUUCUCACUGUCCUCCCCACCUCCUGCCUGGCUUUGCUGUUCCCAUAGUGACAAGUGCUUUCUCUUGAAACCACUUGGUGUAACUGGAAACUGCUGGGAUAGCUCUGUCGGUCGAGCAUGAGACUCUUAACCUCAGGGUUGUGGUUUUGAGCCCCACGUCAGGUAAAACAUUCCUGUGUUGCAGGGGGUUGGACUAGAUGACCCUCGUGAUCCCUUACAGUUCUAUGGAAGGUGUGCUUCCCUGCCCAUCCGCUGAAUGGUAGUACAGUCAUACCUCGGGUUACAGACGCUUCAGGUUGUGUUUUUCCGGGUUACGGACCGCUGAAACCCGGAAGUACCAGAACGGGUUACUUCCGGGCUUCGGCGGUCACGCAUGUGCAGAAGCCCUAAAUCGCGCUUUGCGCAUGUGCAGAAGCGCCAAAUCGCAACCCGCGCGUGUGAAGAUGCACCGCUGCGGGUUGCGGAUGCUGCGGAUCACGUUCGCAACCCGAGCGUCCACUGUAUGAGCACACCUUGCUCCCGCUAAGGAGCUCUUCAUAAGCUCAAUUGUUCCUUUGUAGCCAUGUUGGUACCUACCCAACACUGGACAUCAGUGGAUGGCAGGUAUUGGGCAGGCAGAUGUGAUUUAGGGAAAACAACCCCGUGGGCCAAAGGAGGCCUAGCAAGCCAAAUUUGGCUCAUGGUCUGGAGAUUCCCUGCCCCUGCUUUAAGCAUGAGCAACGUUGAGAGAGGAAGCUACAGAAAUGUAGACCCUGCACUUCUGCAGUGAAUGUGUAAUGAUCACCUGAGACAGUCUCCAAGGCUUGAGUCCUCCUUGAGGGUGGUUGCACGCAGCAGCAGAGGCCUAGAAGGUCUGGGUUGACUUUCCUGCUUAGCUCGCCGAGGAGCUCUGGUGCAUGGAAGAAUCAUUCUCUUUUGGCCUAGCCAAAGAAAUUGGGCAAAAUGUGAGAAAUAAACUAUGUAUCAAUACAUUGCCCAGGAACGGUUUGAGGGCAAGAGCGUGAUGGCACCUUCACCCGCACUGUACCGUUGCCAGUUGAGGGCCUCAUUGCGCUUUGGCCCUCAAACUGAGGGAGGAGCGAGCUGCUGGGGCCGAUGCAACUCAUUCUUCCCUCAGUGUGCCAAGAGUUGGCGGCAGAGGGACUUUUUCCGACUCCAGUGGCCCAGUGUGUAGAGGAACGAGCUGCAUCGGCUUCGGCCCUGCAAGUUGCUGGGGUGAGACAGCCGCUGCUCCGCCGACAGAGCUGAGGCAGAUUCACUCUGGUGCCUCAUGGGGCUAGGCCCAAUGCAGCUUGUUCCUCCCUCCGCUUUUCAACAUCGCAGUGUAUCACUAUAUCACGAUGUUUGGCUGGUGAUAUGUCACAAUGUUGAAAAUCUGAUAUCGCCCAGCUCUAGUUGUGUGUACUUUCUCUAGUGCAGAGUACAGUGGUACCUCGGGUAACAUAUGCUUCAGGUUACAUACGCUUCAGGUUACAGACUCCGCUAACCCAGAAAUAGUACCUCGGGUUAAGAACUUUGCUUCAGGAUGAGAACAGAAAUCAUGCUCUGGCGGCGCAGCGGCAGCGGGAGGCCCCAUUAGCUAAAGUGGUACAUCAGGUUGAGAACAGUUUCAGGUUAAGAACUGACCUCUGGAACGAAUUAAGUACAGUGGUACCUUGGGUUAAGUACUUAAUUCGUUCCAGAGGUCCGUACUUAACCUGAAACUGUUCUUAAGCUGAGGUAAAACUUUAGCUAAUGGGGCCUCCCACUGCUGCCGCGCCGCCAGAGCACGAUUUCUGUUCUCAUCCUGAAGCAAAGUUCUUAACCUGAAGCACUAUUUCUGGGUUAGCGGAGUCUGUAACCUGAAGCGUAUGUAACCUGAAGCGUAUGUAACCCGAGGUACCACUGUAUAUCAGUCCUCACAGGCUUCAUUACUGGAAUGAGUGAAAUCUGCUUCUUUCUGUCAUUCACUGGCUUGGCUCUAAAAACCUGUGUGAGUCUUCAGAGUCUGUUCUGAAAUCCUCUGAUCUUCCUGAUCUUUGUGCCAAAUGCUCCUUCCUGUUGCCCGCAGGCCCCGUCUUGAUGUCUCUGAGACCAGGCUCCGUCAUCUUGAACUCUUUGCCUCCCCUCCCUGUGAAGGAGGCAGCGCUGCAAGCCACAGAGCCUGCCCAGCUGCGGACCCGGGUGGCAGACAUAAUUGAGAAGCCAAGCAGGGUGCAAGAGAGAUGGGUGUACUGGAAGGCCGAGGAGAGGGGGCCAGAAGACAGGAAAAUCGGGCUGUCGAACGGCUUUGAUGUUUUUGAGUGUCCUCCGCCCAAAACAGAAAACGAGGUAUGAUUGUCUGACAGCGAGAAGAAGCCUUGUUGGCAAGUCAAGAUGAGCAGCUUAAAGUGGGUGCUACCGCUCCGGCGGGAAGCUAAACGGUGUUUCCGUGCGCUGCUCUGGUUAAACCACAGAGCCUAGGACUUGCCGAUCAGAAGGUCGGCGGUUCGAAUCCCCGCGACGGGGUGAGCUCCCGUUGCUCGGUCCCUGCUCCUGCCAACCUAGCAGUUCGAAAGCACCUCAAAGUGCAAGUAGAUAAAAUGAUAAAUAGGUACCGCUCCGGCAGGAAGGUAAACGGUGUUUCUGUGCACUGCUCUGGUUCUCCAGAAGCGGCUUAUUCAUGCUGGCCAUAUGACCUGGAAGCUGUACGCCGGCUCCCUCGGCCAAUAAAGCGAGAUGAGUGCCGCAACCCCAGUCGGUCACGACUGGACCUAAUGGUCAGGGGUCCCUUUACCUUUACCUAAGCUGGAAAUUGGCUAGCUGGGAGUCCAGAGCAAGGAAAGUCCCCUUUCUCAGGGUGUGCAAAGCAGUACAAGGAGUGAGGGCUUGCCCAGUUGGGCAAAGCGCCAAUACAGCUUGUUCCUCCCUCUGCAUAUUUAAACUGCUCAACUGAGGAGUGUGCAGCUGUCCUUGCCUCAGUUGAGCAGUAAAAGGAGACCCCAGCCCAGCGCUGGCUCCUGCAAGCCAACGGUGGGGUGGGAUGGGGGCUCUUUGAAACUGCUCACAUGAGGGGAGCUGUCUCAGCUGGGGAGGGGGAACCUUCCCGAUCCCCAGUUGAGCUGCGCAAACAAGCUGCACUGUCCCAGCCUGCAAGUCAGGGUGAAACCUCCUCAGCUCUCGAGGUGAGAGCUGGGGCAGUUUCACCUGGUGUCUCGCGGGCAGAAGCCAAUGUAUCUUUUCUUCCAACAUCGCGGCAUAUUGGCCAGCCCUACUGGGGCAGGGGGUAAAAGGUAAAGGGACCCCUGACCAUUAGGUCCAGUUGUGGGUGACUCUGGGGUUGUGGCGCUCAUCUCGCUUUAUUGGCCGAGGGAGCCGGUGUACAGCUUCCGGGUUAUGUGGCCAGUGUGACUAAGCCGCUUCUGGCGAACCAGAGCAGCACACAGAAACGAAACGCCAUUUACCUUCCCACCGGAAUGGUACCUAUUUAUCUACUUGCACUUUGACGUGCUUUUGAGCUGCUAGGUUGGCAGAAGCAGGGACUGAGCAACGGGAGCUCACCCUGUCGCGGGGAUUCGAACCACCGACCUUCUGCUUGGCAAGCCGUAGGCUCUAUGGUUUAGCCCACAGCGCCACCCGCGGGGAGGGCACUGAUAUUUUUCAACCCAAGACCCACAUUCGCAGUCUGCCAGCCCUCCAGUGGGGCUCAUGCACACGCAGCCUGCACAUAUCUCACAGCCAUACAGGGCCAUUACACCUCCCAGAACUGAGAUAAUUUCAGUACUCCAGAGCAGGGGCUUCCAAACUGCGGCUGAGCUUCAUUAAUGCAGUCUGUGUUGUGUCUGCUAAGGACGGCAGGCACAGUGCCUCCUCCAUCGUUCUUAGAAACUGAUGGUCCAUCCAGGUGAGCGGGACAUAUCAGAAGUGACGGGGCGGGAAGCCAUUGAAUAUUGUGGAGAGGAUUAGCAACACAAAAGAGCGAGCAGGAGGAAGCAGCGAGAAAAAAGUCAGUGUGGAAUUCUAACUGUAAUGCAACAAAAUGCAAUGCAAGAAAUAAAAUAUGAUUAAAGAUCCUACAGCAUCUAGCACAGUGCGUUAGAAUUCCUACAGGAGGCAGAAAAAUCAUUUAGUGGUCCCCCAGGACCCUCGCCAAUUUUCAAGUGGUUCAUGGGGCAGGGGGAGGUUUGGGCACCACUCCUUUGGAGGAACUCGCAUAUCUUAAAAUUACUAAUGAAGGCUCAUUAACUUUGGCAUACUUAGGGAAACUUGUAAAAUUGUCAAGCCUCUUAUAUACUGAGUUCUUUCCCCUCGUUGUGGGAGAUGAAACCUCUCCCAUCAUAGCCUUGGGAUCAGUUUUGGCACGGCUACAGUUAAACAACCCACCACAUUAGGAGCAGCAGGUCAGAGUACCCUGGAAACAGAAAAGGAUGUUUCACGAGCACUUGGGAAAUAUCAGAGCGUUCCUUCCUGUUUCUGGAGCACUCAAUGGCUUGCUCUCAAUGGCUGUGGCUUGCUCAGCGCCGCACAAGCCUGGGACAACCCGGUCAGAUGGGCAGGGUAUUAUUAUUAUUAUUAUUAUUAUUAUUAUUUUAUUUAGCAGCUGCACUCACCUUUGGGGCUGCCAGGGCCUCUUAAAAUGUCUUACCAGAGUCACGAGUUUGGCCACUGCUGAUCUAUACAGUUUCAAAUAGACGUCGGACGGUUAAAAAAAUCGUGGUGGAUAUAGAUAGCAUAGUGACUUGCGAAACCUCUGCUUUCCAGCUGCUGCAGAUGUUUUACCGGCAGCAGGAAGAAAUCCGGAGGCUCCGCGAACUGACGAUUCAGCGGGACGUGCAGAUCAAACAGCUGGAGCUGGAGAUUAAAAACCUUCGCAUGGAUUCUGGCAGGUUCUGACGGGACGUUGCUUGGCAGCCUUUGGAAGGCGGUUCAGACUCCAGGACUGUGGUCGCCUCCAAGUACUACUGCGGGGAGAUUUUGGAUUAGGACUUGAGAUCUUAUAGGCAACUCAUUGCCUGCCUCAAGUGCCCAUUUUCUGGAAGCCAGAGGCCGCUGGGAUUCUUACGGGUGCUUUGUUUACUAGCCGCCUUCUUUGAACCAGAGAACGAACUGGUAUGAAAGUGGCCCCAGAGUCACUCUGGGAAGUCUCAGUGUGAAGGCAGAGGCUCCCUUGUGCCUGUGUGUGCCUGGUACUUCAUUGAGGAGCAGCGAGAGCAUCUUCCAAGUCCCCGGUGCCCAUUUGAGCUUGGCCUUGUGGUGGUUUUGACUCGUCCAGGCUGUCUAGCAAUGACCCGUUGCAACAUGAAGGCUAAGUGGGUCAGGACUCUUCCCUGUUCCUCCCUGGAGCUGAAGUAGAGCAGGUUGUUUCUACACUGAAUUACUUUUGUCUCUCUUGUGGUCGAUGAUGGUUUGGGGGGGGGCAUGUCUAAGUCAUCCACUUCCCUUAGUUUUAUGGGUUUUCCUUUGCAAAUAUGGUUGCACUCAAGAGGUGAGGAGCAAAGAAAUGGGAGUCUGUAAUCAGUAAAGGCAAAAUCAGGAAUGUAGGUUUGUUUGGUUAUAAAGGGGAACUAAUUUCAAAAGCCAAGCUUUUGAAAGGGACGUUUCAUUGUUGAGCCUUGUGAGGCAGACCAGGUCGUAACCAGAGCAUAUCUGCAGCUCCUGUCAAUACACAGUCACCUUUCAGCUUCACCCAUAAUAUUUCCCCAGAAUCACUUCAUGCCUUAAGCAAACAAUAGACUGAGGACCAAUUCUCUGAACUGGCUUCCUUCCAGUUGCCUCAAACCCAACCUUCCACUAGUUGCUUCUUCCCUCCAUCACUUUUCCACUGAAUUUUGUUGCCAGAAUCAACAUGGGACAUUGCAGGGCAGUGUCCAGAAAGGAGUUCAGACAUCCAAUUUCCAGCUCAUCUUAUAGAAUAUUCCGUCCUUCCCCAUUUCAUCUGGUUCAGAGCCUGUUUCUAGGAUUAAGCUUUUGCAAAAUCACAAGGCUCUUCUUUCAAACGGUUUCCCAUCUUCUGCUCCGAUACCUACAACCAAUGCUUUGCCUGAUCUUCCAUUGCCUGUUGAUUCCCACACAAGUCUAUGCAAAGCACUGCCAUCCGCGUAAUUCUCCUUCCAGGUCUCGGGGCUGACCACCUGAAAUAUCCAAAGACUGUGAAGCCCUGGGACAGCGAAGGGAUGAGUCUUUGGGAGCAGUGGGGGGAUGAGUCUUCUGGCGGGAUACCUUUAAAGCACUUCUCCCUAAGUCCUGAAAGUUAAGACCUGUUGCUGAAAAACAAAAAAAUGGUUGGGCUCCUGCGAUGUCAGGAGCUGGGGCUUGAAGAAACGCAAGCAGCCCUGCUCAUAAUAAAAUCAUAAAAACCCCAUUGCCUUGGCUAGUUCGGGAAAACUCAAGAGUUGUUCAGGAGUGAGAGCAAGGAGCACACCCCAGUCUGGUCACUGUAACACCUCUGAUGUUGGGGUUAAGUAAGGCUUGGCCUACAGUGCUCACAUUCUUCUAUCUUCAGCUAGAUUUCCCCCCUUCAUUCACUUUCCGCAUAGCUUCUCAGAAAGACCAAUAAUUACCAGUUCAAAAUUCACUCCAAAGACCUGCUUUUAAUUGCAGCAAUCCCCAAUGGCUUGAUAAAACUGUGCCCAGGCAUGCCUCUCCCCAUCUUGCUUUUUAUAAAUUUUUUAACCUUAGCAUUAGAUCUGCCAGUGCUUGUUGGGAGUAACGCCUCUCAUAUCCUACCUAUAGAAGCAACAGUGCAGUUUUGCCUGGAUUGCACUAUUCAGGUUAUUGGGAAGAGGGUUGGAUAGUUCCUGUGUAUACAAAGUUAUCAUAUCAAGAAUCUAGCCUAGCUUUCUCUUGGCCAUAACGCCUUUUCUAUGUGCAUAUGCUUACAUAGGGAGCGCAUUCAGGUGAUUCCUCCACUUCAGUCUGAAGUGCUACAAGCCCAGAAAAGCUGUAUUAAUUGUGGCUUUGCUACUCUGGUGGUCAGAACAGUGCAAAAGGCAUCAUGAAACCUGUAGGAAACUCAACCUUACUUGGAUACCAAGCUUUUGCACUUUUAAACUGACCUCUGAAUAUUAAAGAGUAUUUUAUACCCAUUGCUCGUGGACUUUUAUCCAAUCCUUUUAAAAACUAGUGUCUCCACACUUUAUUCCAGAGGGCCGUGAUCUAUUAGGAACUUUUAAUAGUCAUGCUGACUGUCCAUUGGACAGUCUAGAUCAUGUUGUCUCUCCCAAAUGUGACUAGCCAUUAUGUUCACAAUCGGGGCACAAUGGGGAUAUCCACCCUCUACUGCUAAUCUCAGAGAUUUUCUCUCUCCUGCCCACUGCCCCUAAAAAAAGCCGAGUGAUCAGUUUUAUCUAGCUGUUGCUAACAGUUUAUUGUUGCAGUCCAACAGCAUGAGACUGCUGUGUAGCCUUUUUGCUGGUUGACAAGGGGGACUGAAUCCAGGUUCCUGUUCCCUUAUCCCAAACAACUGAUGAGAAGGAAUCCAGCAUUUAUUUUUAACAGAUUGUACACACACAGGGAUGGGACUAGGGCACCAUCCAUGCAGAAUCCGUUGGCACAGGCUUUAAUACCUCCAGCUAAGGAUACAUGUGCAGAUAGUCCCAAUCAGGAUGGAGGAAAAUGAUUGUUAGUCAUACUUAGGGUACUCAUUCAUAUCAAUGGACAAGUCAAUUAAUUCCAGUGGGUCUACCCUGAUUAUGACUAAUGCUGGCUACCACCCCUGCAAUUUGUGGGAUUGCUCUCUUUCCUUGUUUACAAUGCAGAAUAAAUUAUUUAAAGCAGUAGUCAGCUAAGGCAAAGGGAAAGUUAAGUUCCAAAAUGCAUUUUUAAAGUGUACCUUUAAAUGAUUUUUUGCUUGUUUUUAUGCAUUUUAUCUGAUCAACAGACAGCAAUGUUAGCCAUUUAUCAAGGGGAUUCCUCAAUCCUAAAUCUACUUGAAAAAAAAUUACUGCAUUAUGUUUACUGGUAACCUUUCAGAAAAUGAAUAAUUCAGCACUUGAAAGUUAUUUUUUAACGUAUCACUUCUCUGUUCUAUGUAAACCUUGGAGAUGGUACAUUUUAAAGCAACGCUUUACUCGUGUAUGUUGGAGGGAGAGAAAUGAAAAGAAAAUAUCUAUACAGUAAUAGCAAACUGGUUACGCUUUAUUAAACAGUGCCUAACUAUAUUUAAUGAUUGACAGUAUUCUUCAGUUUUUUGUUAUCUUCAUUUAAAAGGAAGUAAAUCAUUCAGAAUACAGUUGGGGGCAUACCUGAAAGAUAUUUGACUGGUCACAAUUGCACAAGGAAUGAUCCAGCCAAAGUUAAACACUCUUAACAGCUGAUUGGUUUCAGUAAGAAAGUGGAUUCAGUGGGAUUCAAUCCUUAAACCAAAGCAAAUAUCCGAAUGUAUCACUCUGUUCCAGUUAGAUUCCAUGCCAGCCAUGCAACCAAGUCCACAAAAAGCUAGUAGCCUACUACAGUUUUUACUAGUGCUACCGACCAUGCGUAUCAGUGCAAGUAAUCUGUGGCACAUCAACAAUAUGAGAAACACACACUUUAUUCUUAAAUGACUGACAAGCUGCCUGUCCACGUAGGCACAGCAAAAUGGGGAAUCAUAUGCACAAAUAGUUUUACAUAGAAGGUUUCCUACCCACUUGGGCUGGAAUCCCAUCAAACACCUAUUUGAGAAAGAAAAGUAGGGAAGCUGGUUUCAGUCUCCUCCCACCCUGUCAAAACAGCCAAUUAAAAAACACAUUGCUUCAAGUUGUUUUGUUCUACACAUACAUGCAGCCCCAGGAGCUAUUGAACCAAGAUAUCCACCUAACUUAAAAAGAAACUCAAAAUGGAGUAGUAAUUUUCUGAUCACAAGCACCUCUUUUCUUAAAUUGGCUUGUACCCAACAUAUAUAUAUGCUCUAGUAUAUCACUAGCUCCUGUGAUAUACUGUAACCAAGGAGUCUCUACUGCAAUUCCAGAGGAGCACAGAAUGUGACACAGGGCACAGAAUUCUGCUUCCUGAGAACCUCAGCUUUCAAUUAAAAGCAAAAAGAGACUGGCUAUUAGGCCUAGUGCCCACAGAUUAUGUUUUGAAACUACACGUGCCUACAGAAUCUCAUCUACCAGAGGUGUAGCGAAAUAUUUCCCAUGGUCAGUAGGUGAAGUUUCAGUGCGCUACAGAAAGCUCCUUGCCCCCUCCGUUACCUGCAAAACCAAAAAUGUCUACACAAAACUGCAUACAUUGGCACAGGUUACAGAAUGCAGCUUUUGAUGUGGAAUUUGAUUUUCAGCAUAUACAUAUCCUGGGAAAAAGAGUCUCACUCCUUUACUGUUGCUGGAUCUAUUGCUACCAACAGCAUAUAAAUAUGAGCAUUGGUUCCAAAGAGACAUAUUUCCAGAUUUAUUUUUGUCCCUUAGCCACGGGGUCCCUUUCAACUCUUUGAUACAGUUGACUUCAGAACAGAAUGAUGUGAAAGAGCCACAUCCAAUUGUGUCUGAGCACAAACAGAACAAAGAUUUCUACUCCUCACACCCUUGCAGCACCCCCCAACCUGCUGUGGGGGAUUGGGGAACUCUCUGGGACACAUUUAGAGAGGGCUGGGGGAAAUACAGGUGGAUCCCAGCCAUUUUCUGCAUUUAAUUCAAUCUGAAAUUGGAGGCAAGGUCAUGUUAGAAUGCCUCACUACAUGAGAAGUCAGGAUAUCAAAAGCUCCAAUUAACAGCUUUCAGCCUAGUCUGUUUAAAGGUCAAGUUCACUUUCAUUAUAUGCAUUUUGUAUGACUAGGCUGUAAUUCUAUACCUACUUACCUGAGACUAAGCCCCACUGAACUCAGUGGAACUUCUGCGUAGAAAUGUAUAGGACUGAGCUGUAGGAGCUCAUUUCCAUGUUGCAUGUUCUGCAAUCCUAUAUGCGUGUAUACAGAGAAAUAAGCCCCACUGAGAUUAAUGGGAUUUAUUGCCACGUGUGUACUGUACUACAUCAUUAAUCAUGUACACAAAUCACUGUAUUUUGUAAUGCAAGAGUGCCCUGGCCAUACGACUUUUUUUGUCCAUGUAAAACAUGACAAGAGGUAAAAGAUGGGGUGGCUUGCUGGUAUAUGCAUUACAAUCUGAGCAUAUGUGAGCACAUGCACACAGUGUAAAUACAUCUUCUUUUUAAGAUUUUGCACAUGGGUAUGGACCUUUGUGCAAUCUAAGAACCAAUCCUAUCUUUUUUCAAAAUGUAUUACUGUGGUUCAGAGAUUUAGGGCAAUAUUAUUUGCAAAGUGGGUGUAAAAGACCAAGUUCAAUCACUGCAUUUAAGAAUAAAGGGUGUCUAAAUAAC